UUGAGCCGAGCGUCAUCACAGCGACUCUCUGCGACUCCCCCACCGAACGGGUACAAUGCUACUGCGCAAGUGGUGGAGUGUGUACAACGCUGCUGCGCAAUGUUGGUUUCAGGAAGUGGAGAAAAAAUGUGGAAAUACUGAGAGCUUUUCAAAUCUGUAUACUGGUGGAAGGCAGAACCAAGUUGUGCAUAGUAUAUACAGUCUAUGUUUAAUACAGUAAUGAUUUUGUACUGUCCUGAGCAGACAGUGGUGACAAAAACAUCUCAAGAGUGCUGCGUGGAAGUAUUUUGGAUUCUACUCAACACAUUGAAAGAUAGAGCAGGAAGACUGUCAACUUUGUACGAAACAGCUGUCUUAUUCCUAAAAUAAUUCGGAUUGCUAACAGGCUGCAAGCUCUAGAGGUGUCCCAAUAUGAUAUUGAUAUCAGAUAUCGGUCCGAUAUCAGCAAAAAAAUGAAUAUCAGAUUUUAUCAGCCUGCCUCUAAAAUCUCCGAUACAAGCAGUCCAUUCCAGUCUCAGCUCUGGCACCUCUAUUUAGCAGAGCCCACAUAAUCACAACAAAAGUGUGUACUAAGGAUCUCACAAAGUAGCAAGGAGUUAGCCUGGCUGGGCCAUCCUGUUGCGUGAGUCACUUGACGUUCCUUCCCACCACAGUCUGGACUUCGGCCCAUUGGGAGCGUGUUUUCCCGAUCAGAAAAUAACCGGGCCAAUCAGAGACCGUGUUUUCACUGUUACCCGGACAACAGGGAAAGGCAGCCCCUGAUUGGUCCGUAACCAAGCAUCUGUGAUGAUGUCAGAUGCUUGGUUACGGUGAUUGGUUACAGUAGUCUGUCUAUCAAGGAAAGUACUCCCGCCCACUUUCAAGGCUUCCAAUGGGCCGAAGUCCAGACUGUUGUGGGAAGGAACGUUAAGUGACUGACGCAACAGGAUGGCCCAGCCAGGCUGGCAAGGCGUAGGAGUGAUGUCGAUCAUGUGGCAGUAUUUUUUGUUUCAGUCUGAAAAAGACAUUGCAGCUGAGUGAAAAACUUGUCAUGCACAAUUUUGUGCCAAUAUCAGAUCAAUAACGAUAUUGGCCAAUACUGAAGGCUACAAUAUCGAUAUUGUAUCAGAAGUAAAAAAGUUGUAUCAGGACACCCCUGGCUAGCUCCACCCUAUGGUCACCCUAAGCUAGCAGGUAAUAGUUUAGAGCUCAGUCAGAGGCACAGAGGUCUGCAAAAUGACUUCAAAAGCAAGUCUGCUGUUUUAAUACAACAGGUACAAAUUUUAUGCAAAUGGUGACUUUGGAUCCUCUGAACCUUCCUCACAUGAGAGGUUCUAAAAUGGGUUUGAGAGGCUGGCCUAUAGACAAGCAUUAUAAUAUAGAAGUGUGUGUUUGACAGCUAAUAUAAUAGAGAACUUAGGGUGAAAUGUCUGUUUAUCAAAAGGUCAACACACUUUAGACUAUCUGAAAUGUGUCAACUGGUCACGGUUAUUCCAGCACAAUCAGAUAAUUUGGUUUGAAACUUGCUGUGAAGCUUUUAAAGCCCGUCCCUCUUAUUCUCAAAGAAGUGGAGGUGAAACUGUCUCACAGCCAAAGACAUCGAGGGAGAGGAAAACCUCAGGAAAGUCAAGUCAGCAGAGGUUUCCACCAUCAGCACGGCUAAAAGCAGCAUGAUGAGGAGAACGGUGGCACACACCUGUGUCCACUGCCAGGUGAGAUCCCUGUGUGUGACAGGUGUCUGAGCUGAACGCGACCAGCAGACUCGGAGCUGACAUAUUCAGUCAUGCGUGCUCUCAUACAGGCAGCAGACAGUCAGUCAGUGUAAUGAUGCUGACACAGUUAGAGGCUUCUUCCUGUACUCAGGGCUGCUGAGAGUUAAACAAAGAGACAAUGGGAGACCUGAACAACACUGAAGUUGGUUUAAUGAUGACAGCAGUUGACCUUAAGAUUUAUGUAACUGUAGUGAUGCUGAUUACAGAGGGAGGAUGAGAGAGGGAAGAAAACAGCAGCUGAAAAAAUUAAAUAUUGAUGUCACAACAAAAAAAGGCAUUCAGUAUAACUGUGAGUUAAUAGUAAAGCUCUAUGCUGGAUACCACACAUCAUAAAACAAGACAGACAAAAAAGAAGCAGGUGUUGAUUUUAGGUGUUGCAAAUCAACCUUAACUAAUGUCUUUUGUUUUUGGUACUUAGCUCAUUUUCCUCGAGUUUUAGGUCCCAAAGGAGCUGGAACCCAGGAAAAACUGACCGUUGAUCCAAGGCCUACAUAGAGAAAUAAAACCAGACGCACUGAUACCUGCAAGUAAUGUCUGACCAGUACAUAGGGUUACUAUGAGCACAUUUUUGGACUGUGGGAGGAAGCCAGAACACCAGAGAGAGCGCACACAUACACAGUGAGAUCAUGGAAACCUCAUAAAGGAUUUAAACUAGCAACCUUCUUGCUGUGAGGCAAGUUUACCUUUGCACUAUGUGCAACGUGUUCCAGAUAAUCUUAUAGUAAAAACUUCAUGAUUUCACAAUAGUUGUGACAUUUGACAGAGCUGAAAUUUUUCAUUUAACCAAACACAUAUAAAAGGCACAUACUGUUUUAUUAUUUGAUGAUUUUUUUACCCCAUUAUGGAAAAUGCUGCAACACACAUGGGCCAGAAAUUCACUGAUGCACAAGCAGGGUCCAAUGAAAAUGUUUUAACAGCGAGGAAGUACACAAUGAUGAGCGCUCUUGAACUGUUUGGGAUUGCGUGUCCUGCUCAAAGGGACCUUAGUCAUGCCAAGAAAGUGAACUAAAACCUCAUAAUGAGCAGUUCCAAUUUUCUUAUUCCACAAAGAUCAAACAAAUGCAGACAACUGCAUAAUUCAUCAAAACCCAAAACAAAAGACCAAAGAAUCACUGGAUUUUAAUGAAUUCCUGAAUUUUGCCAAACAGGUUUUGCAGCCACAGUUUUCUGCAGAGCAGAGGACUCCCUAUGAUUUUAUUGUCACCGGUUUUCAUGAGUACCACACUGACCACAUACCCUUACUUUAUGGUUUCACCAGGCUAAAAUUGUGUCUUAGAAAUUACAACACAAUAGUUAAGAUGAUGUUCCAAUUAACAAAGGUAAAAAAAAAAUAGUGUUAAAUUUGAAAUCUAUAAAGUAAUUUCCCAUUAUUCUUCCACAGUAUCAGUCUGACGUUCCAGCCAUACAGUUACACAAGUUCACAAACAUCAAGCUGUCAUCUCUCUAACUCACAGGCUCAAACAAAGCUCUAAUUGCUGCUGCAGUCUGAGUGUCAGACUGCAGCACAGGGCCUGGGCUCAGUACUCUGCUGGUUGUCUCCAGUAAAUUGGCCGUUCUUACUCCCUACAUGUUCUCCUACAUAGCUUAAACAUUUUAUUUUUCCAUGAUGGAUUUACUGAGACAUUGAGAAGUCUCACUAAAGCACAUCCUCCACUAAUGAUGCCCCCAACCACUGUCUGAAAAUCACUAUGAAAGCAUCAGAUCCCAAAGUCCUCUGUCUGUUUUAAUGCAGUAUGUUUGUUUCUUUUCCUCUUGUGUUUCUGUUUUAAAAGCCAUGCCAAGUAGUGGUAACAGAUUUUGCAGUAUUUUUUUUUCCUUUUCAAUAGACAGCUGUGUUUUGGGUUGAAGAAAGCAAAUGACUGACUUGAAUAAUGGCUUUUAUUAAAGGGUAAUUGGAGUCAGGAAAUCUAAUCAGCGUGUUGACAUUCGGAUGUGGAGUACAGCUGGGUCUCCGGAUCGGCUUUUCUGAGGAAUGCACACAGUUUGAUCAUGAAACAGGUUUGCUCUUCAAUCAAAGAUUUCAUGAUGUGAAACAUGACUCCAAAGAUAUUUUUCUGAGGGGAAAAAAACACAAAGGGCAAAACAAGAAGAGGGAUUCUCAUUGAUGGAGAAUGUCACUGACUGUGGACCUACAGCUUUAAUGUCUGUCUUCAGCUGUCCCCAAAUAACUAUGAUGGAAAAAAUGAAGAGAGAGGUGUAAAUAGACAAGAGGAAUGGAAAAAGAUAACAGGUACAAAAAUCUACCAGUCUCAAGUUUUUUAAAAGAGGCCACCAGGACAAAAUCCAGUAGACGAGUAAAACACUCAGCUUGAUAGGUAGCACCUGGUUAUACUGUAGGUUAUUGUUAAAAGGACCCAUCAAUGAUCAGUAAAAGUGACAGAAGCACUUAUGACUGCCCAUAAAGCUAAACAGUCUGUAUAAUAGUGCAGCUUGUCUUUGGAAAUUUUAUUUUUUAACUGAUCAAUAUGUAACCAACACUGAAACUGCAUUUCAGCACCAUGGACAGCGACACUCUGGAGCAGCAGCAGCAGACUGUGCUGCUCUGAGAUCAGUCUUAAUGGGAAAACUGCUAGUAAGGAUCUGAUCAAGUGCAGAGCUUCAGUAUCUGAACAACAACAAAAAAAACACACUUAAAAAUCUCCAAGAUUUUUCGGCUGACUGUUAUAAUAAUCAGUCAAACAGAAAAGUCUCUGCAAGAGAAACUGAAUGCUGAUCUAAAAAAAAAAAAAUCUAUGAAGUGAGCUGCAGAAAUGCUUCUCUCAUUCAAUCCCAAUGCCGUAAAGUUGUGAUUUCUUUGAAUUUUUUUUUUACUAACAACCAAACAGUGUCUUCAAAAGUGUUUUAUAAUGCUGCGCAACCAUGAUGACUCAUUUUUAGUGAGCCGCACUCAAGCAAUACAACUGAGAAAACAUCAGAACUCAUACGUGAAAGAACUGAAGAAAUGAGACACUUUGAAAGUAUAAAAAUUUGACUUUUUAUGUAGUGUGUGCAGGAGAUAUUAAAGGCACUGUAAGGGAUUUUAAAGUUGCUGUGAAACAGACUGAAACCAGACUCAAGCUAAUGUCCCUUUUUGAUGUUUAAAAGCAAAAGAGACCAUCAGCAACUGGUCUGAUCAUAUCAUUCAUGUGAUCUUUAAUGCUUAAAAGCUCUAUAAGGGGGAAGAACAGUAAAUAUAAAUGACAGACAGCUGAAUAAACAGCCUUUUUGACUUUUCACACUCAUGGCAGGUGACAGAUUUUGUUGUAAAAAGACAACAGGAUGAGGUUUUUGUCUUAAAAUGUUACUUUAACUUGUACAGAACAGUAAAUAACUGUAAAAGGCAACACUUUGUGCACAGGGGGGGCCAAUGUCAACACAAACCUUAUCACCUUAAAUCUGCGUUCUUGCAGAGAAAUAUGCUUUUACGACAUAAAGCUUAAAGUCUAUCAUUUUGGACUUUGAUCUGGCUUUAUGGAAGCGCAUCUCCUCGUAAUAAAAAAACAAAAAAGAACUGAAUGAGUUAAAGAGAAGAGUAUAAAGGUACAGUGGCCAAGAACUUUCACUGCAAUUCUGAUAAAAAAAAAGGAAAUCGAAGCCCGCCGCAAAUAAAAAAAGAGGCGGUGCAGAUAAAAAACAAACAAAAAAAACAUGACGUAACUUAAUGAUGCAAAAAAAAAAAAAAAAAAAGUGGCAAUUAAAAAAAAAAAAAGAAAAAACUGCAAAAAUAAAAGGAUGCAAAUUCAUAUGGACUCAGGCACUGCAUGGCCUAACCAAAUGACACAUUGAAACGCACAUGAAGCGUAAUUAAACAAUAACCUUUCAACUUACUUCUUUCCUCGCCUUCUUGCUGUUGUCUUCUGUGCCUAGAUGGUAAAACACCGGUGAAUCAUCAUUAUCGGUCCCCGGCUGCUCACUUCUGUUGUGGCUUUUUUCAUUUGCAUCCUUUUAUUUUCUCUGUAAGUAACUUUUUUUCCCCCUCAUCACUUUUUUGUGUGUCCUUCACUUCCGUUGUGGCUUUUUUUAUUUUUUUUUGCACCUUUUUUUUUUUAUUUUUUUUUAUUUGCAGUGGGCUUUGGUUUAGUUAUUUUUUAUUUGCAUCAGUAACUUUCGGUGUGCCUUUUUUUUUGCAUUCUUUUUUCAUUUGCAGCAGUGGCGGUUCUCAGCCAUCGUAUAAAUGCGUUUUUUAAUAUCAUUCCCCUCAAAACUGAUAUUCCCAAACGGAAGCCGUGGCACCUCCACCAUUUGGGAGAAGUUCCUCCGCCGCAUGUAGAGCCGACUGCGCGGAAGCAGAGCCUCAGUCAGUCUGCUGGCACAGAGGGAGGCUGCUGCCACUUCUCCGUGUCAUUAUUCUUUGCAGGUUUCCUUCAGUUGCUCUUGAGCAGGAACAGAUCACCUGGAUUUAGUUUAAAAAGAAGAAAGAAAGACAGAAAAGAAAAGAUCUCCUCCCUCGUGCACUUCUCCACCUGAUGUGAAAAAGGAGCGCAGAUAAAAGAGAAGCGAAAUGGGAGCGUUUAGGGUGCUGCUGAGGAGUUUACAUUACGUGGGACUCUACAUGCAACUUAGUGUUUGCACGAGGCAAGCUGGACACGGCGAGAUAGAGAACCACAUCUCCGGGAACGGUAGGUGUGAGAUCUGGGAGACUUGGUUUCUCUUCCUUUUUUUCAAUGAAAGGACAUGAAGGGAGGCUGUGAGGGGAGGACGGCAGAGGUGAUGCCAUCUGCUCGCAUGCAGAGGAGGAAUUAAACAAAGAGAUGCACACAGGCUGAGAGGCUGAGGUUGAUAAACUCAUGCAAAUAGCUGCUGUCUUGUUUGUGUCAGCUUGUAGCUUCUUUCUUUCUGUGACAUGUUAAGGAGUUUUGGUUUGUGCAUUGAAUACAUCAACCUCUCAUUAAGUCAGAGCAUGUCUGUCCAUCACAUCAGACCAAAAAGGUUGAAGGACUGAGUCAAAUUUGGAUCUCUGGAUCAUUUGCAGACUAAAUACUCUUUGAUAGGAGUCUCUGUGUAACAGUAAAUGAUGUUUGGUGAUUCUGCGCUCUUGACUGACAGCAUUGUGUUCUCUCUGAGCGCAGCAUCCUUCAUCCAGCGCUCCUCUUACUCCUCUUUCCUCCUCUUUCCUCUUCAGUGGGUGAUUCAUGCAGACAGGAAGCAGAACUGAUGUCAGCUGAUGGAUGGAAGUUAAUAUUCUCUUUAAGUAUCACCAUGAAAUCUAACCUGAGCAGCCUCCCCCCUCCCUCCCCCUCAGCAGGAACUUCCCUAAAUGGCCAACAGUGUUUACACUUUGUUACGUCAUACAGGCACACACACUCACACACGCUGUCUCACUCACUGUUUGUGGAGGGUUUGUGUGGAUAACUUUGGCUCAGCCUGCCAAUCUCCACAGGUGUCAGUCACUCUGUGGGUUUGGCAGAUGUGCCGGCAGCUCGAUGUUUGAGUUAGAAAAAUAAAGUGAGGAGACGGGGAGCGAGAGGAGGCGAGAGUCAGGGAGUUUAAAUGCCUCAGUGCCCUUGAGUCCAACUGCAGGUCCAUCACUAACUUUUCCUACUUCUGAACUUUUACCUUGUGGUCAGAUGCUUUUAGACUGCUCAAGAUGGAAUAAUAAUAAUAAAAACAAAAAAACUCAGUUUGCAACCCACACAUAUGCUACACCGUGCAGAGUUUGCAUCUAAAAAUGCACACAAAUGAUCAACAUUGAUCCCAUUUCCUUUAACUAAGACUCCAGCUGCUUACUUGAAUGUAUGUUUAUUUAGAUGCAAUCAUAGCACUGACAGGAAUAAAAGAAAGGCUGAAAAUUUAACCAGAUUUGUCCAAAGCAGAACUUGAUAAGUUUUAAAGGUUACAAGACUUUGGUCCGUCUCAUAUGACACUGGCUGACACUGAAGGUCCAGCUUCGACACAAUAAAGCUCCGAAUUUUAACAUUCUUAGACUGACGCGAUGCAACGAGGAUGAGAAUAAAUGUGAUUGUUAGCACAGGCUUUAAGGUGUAGAAAUGGGAAUGCUUAAUGAUAUCUACUUGCCAAAUUCUAUUGAACACUCUCUUGCUGAUCUCCUCCAUCAGGGUCGAGAAGCUCUUGCGCUGCACGGUGGAGAUACACAACACUAUGGGCCCCAUACAAAGGCAGACACAAAGGGCUCCUACCUGCACUGACAGCCAAUUAUUAUACCCACUACCCCUUUUUUUGCCCCACAACAACCACUCUUUUUGUCUUCUUCUUCUUCCUGCUGGUGUGUUUCAUGCUGCCGCUCAUAAAUACAGAAACACAAAUGUCAUUAGUUUGUCCGUUCUGUGCUGCUGCAGUAACCUGGCAAUAUAAGAUGGCAGCCUCCAUGAUAGAGGAUCUGCUCUCACCAAGAUAUAAAAACCUAAAAAGUGAUAUUCAAAAAGAAACCCCAUUUACUCAGGCAGCUAUAAACUGAUUUAAACACGGUAGUUAAUAUUAUAUUCAAUUUCUGUUCUGCAUAGUUACAUUAAAUACUGCACCAUUACUUUUCUGGCCAAAUUAACAUACUUUCACAUUUGGAGAGCAAAAUUUUGCGGAUAUUGCAGCUGGGAAAAAAUUCAAAGAUCUGGCAAAAAACACACAAUUCAUGUUUAAUUUAAGCAUCAACUGAUCUACUAACUUUCUGCUGAUCUUUUGAAAUGAGCUUCUGUUUUUCUUUCUUCACAUAAACUAAAAAUCCCCUGCCUAUUGUUCCAGAUGUUUCAGACAAACUCAGGCUGAUAAAGUUAACACUGAAUAAUGUCUAUGACGCAAACUUACUUUGUUUCCAUGCGCUUUAUUCUACUGUUGACUGUCUCCUCAAGGUUAAGGUGCAGGAACUUAAACACAUGCAUUAUGACCUUAUUAAAGCACAUUUUUCAUUUGUGGUCAUAGCUGGGGUUGUUUAAUCUUUGUCUUUGUUCAAGUUGUCACAGUCUGUAUAUAGUGUCUGAUUUCAUUCAUUUUAUUAAUAUCUUGCCAUCAAUACGUACCCGUUUGUCUUCAGCUUCAAAGGCUGUCCAUGUUCGUCCUCGUGAGUAUGUGGAGUGCCAUGGAGAGUAUUUCUACAUCUGUUGCUAUUUCCAGCACUGUGAGUUGUAUUUCUUGGCAGAUUGGUGCAUCCAUGAGGUAACACAUCAGAAUCUGUUUUUUGGCUGCUUGUUGGGAGACACAUUUUCAAACAGUGGGUGUGUGGUAUUUUUAUGGAAAUAUGUGUGCGUGUGCAGAUAGUCUUGUUUUUUUGUUUUUUUCCUGAGGCAAAAUGCAGAAAAAGAAGACGGCAACCGGAGAUUUAAAACUUUUGUUGACGCAAGUGCAUGAACAGAUUCACACGCUACAACUCCUCAUUUGAAUUAAUGCGUCAAAUUAAUCUAGAAUGAAAUACAUAAAACCAGAGUGUAGAGUUUUGUCUAUGACAACCACUGGAUAAACUGUGGCUAGAAUAAUCUGCAUGAUUGGAGUGAUGAGAGCUCAGGGGUAUAAGUGAGGAGAAAUCCAUCUGAACUGGCUCGGUAUUUGCAGAAAAUUGACCACUUUAUUGAGACAUUCAUAGUAAUGAGGUGAAUUCUCAGUGUGUGGAACCCCACAGUGAAAUAGAUAAUAUGAGGACCAACUGAGGAAUAGCAGGAACCCUCUGGUUGCUUUUACUGUCAGUUUGGCCCGUACUGGUGUUUUUUUUUUUUUUUUAAAGCCUGUGGGGGUCAUAAUUUAUCCUCCUUUUCCUUCACUGGUGCUCUACCAGCUGCAGUAUAAAACACGGUAAAGAAAAAGGCAGUAAGAAAAAUGAAAGAAAAGAGUUUGGGAUUGCUCAGUUUCUGGUCUAAUUCUGCGUUAGUCAUUGAUGCUUUUCAAUUACCUCCUAAUUAGGCUAUGGUUAUCCAGCCAGGCAAUUAUCCCAGCCAAUCAAUCGCCUUAAAACAAUCAGUGAAGGGUAAAUGAGCUGUUAGCCAAUAAGAUGCUAAAACUUUGCAAACUGAAACAGAUUGUAAUGAGACAGAUGGAGAAAGCUGACAGAAGUCUGGGGACGAGAGUGUUGCAACAGAAAAUCUUCAUUGUAGUUUCCAGAAGCACAAAAUUAUGUCUUUAAAUCACAGCGAACUCUCUCUUUUUAGAGGCAGGAAUGGAAUUAACGUCUCACAAAUAUGAUAACAUCACAAUACAAUAUUUAAUUGAAUAUUGAAUUUUACUUCAGGGAUAAAUAAAGUUUUUCUUAUCUUCUUAUCCUAUUGCAAUGGAAAAAGAAGCCUUGGGAAAACUGCCAUUUUUAGAGCUUAGAGCUGCCUGUGAAUCAACCCUUCUUUGGUUAGUGAGAUGUAUUUUGAUUGCUUGUUGUAACUUCAGCCUUUGUCUUUUUGUAGAAAGCUGCUAAACGUGAUUAAAGUGAAGCCUUUGUGUUAUCAAGUAUUUAUGCUUUGGCACAAGUGAGUUCACUAACCUUCUGAAUCCUUUGUUGUUGUUAACCACAGAAAAAGUCUGUAGGUUUUCAGCUUCAUUCAUUGUAUAGGGGUGAAAACACUUCCUUUAAAGUCUUUUGGCUCGGCUGGAUUUUUUUCUUCACAUUUCUUUAAAUCUUUUCUGAUGACGCUUGGCCAAGUGGCUCCUCUUGUUGGUAGGUAAUGUCAGUCUGGCAGUGACUGCAUAGUUAGAUAGGUUUUAACUACACCAUCAAACCAACAUUGUAUUAGUCUUGCAUUGAUUGUUCAAAUACACCAACAAUGAUCCAUGGGCUGUUCAAACUGUGCCAUUCAGUGUCUUUUAGUCAUUAAUGAGUUAAUCAUUCAUGGCAGCUCUACCCUGAACAACAUUCAUAACUGCUGCAUUAUCAUUAAUCCACAUAAAUUCAUACGUUCCUUUUGUGUAAGGUGACUAAAAUGCGCGUCUUGCUCCACUGAAGAUGACAUUCACAUCUGUGAGCCUCCAUUCAGAGACGGUCUUAUAUCCUCACCCUGUUUUGACCCCCAUCACCACAGAUACCAGCCCCAUUCUGACUCCCAUUAUUAGAUUGGGUUUGAACCAUUUUUCUCCAAUUCAACAGGUGAAUCAUUUACCAUUCAGUGAAGACAGACGCCUUUAUGGCUGCUGCUGCCCCUUUAAAAGGCUUCAGGCAUGGCUGCUCCUCUGCACUCUGACUGAAUAUAGAGGAAUAUAGUGGAAGGAUGUGUGAGAGUGAACUCAGGUGUAGCACGGAUGCAAUUACAGCCUGCGACUGCUAAACCUCCUUAUAACUCUGUCCUAUGCACCUUAAAUGCCCUUUUUAGUCAGUGGUUGUGUUGUGUGAUAAAUAUAGACGGGAUGGGGGGAAAUAGGACUUCCUCCAAAAGCAAACUGGAGCAGCGAGGCAAUGACAUCACACCGCUGUUUGACUAUUAAAUAUUCAACAGUAGCUGAUGCAGUAUCCCUGGCAAACAUUCAGCAGCAGCUUGUGGGGUUUACUCAUGUAUUCCACAAAAUCAGACGCCAAAUGUCCCUGUCUACUCCUCGCCUCCCAUUCACUCAAUUACAGUUUACCUCCAUGAGGACAUGUCCACGCGGUGGUGGGGUUCCUCACACCGUCACAGCAUGUAGUACAGAGGAAUAAAUCCCCCAAAAUGUGGUCAGCUGAUCUUCAGGUUUGGAUCUGCCAGUAUGGGCACAGCUCCAAGUAGCACUGAUGCAAAAUGACAUAUUAUUGCUACUACAGCAUAACACAAACAUCUGCUUCUUUGCACCAUAAAUUUAGAGAAAAAAUAAAUUUUUAGGUGGAUUAAGGAUUCUUGUCAUGUCAGUCAGAAGUAGUGAUGGGCAAAUUAAGCUUCUGGAGUUCUCAUUAUAAUUGGGAGAUACGAAGCUUUAAAUCAAGAAAACACAGGGACAUCUGGUGGCGACUAAAAGAAAUAGCAGUCCAAACAGUGGCGCUCUUUAGUACCACCACACUCUUGAUAUUCAGACAGCUUUGGGUGAAUUUGCAAGAAACGGGGCUGGAGACAAUCUCAGCUGUCAUUGGACAAGAGGUGGGGUACAUCCUGCACUCUCAAAAUGAAUGUGUUAAAAUCUUACACAUUUUUUGUGUUAUUAUAUUUUAACAUUUGUUAUGUUAUAUUUACACAUCCUGUGUUAUUAUCCUAGACACACUUUUGAGUUAAUGCUAUUUUAACACAUAAAAUAGUUAUCAUGUGAAUUAAACACAACAUGUGUUAGCUGCUGCUAGGUCAAAGAGGUUAUUAAUGAAAACACCUGCCAGAGUUAUUUUUAACCAAGCAGUGGCUUUAUUAAUUGUCCUACUUUUGAAUAAUUCUGGAAUCAUCUUUUUUUUAUAAAUUCUGUAACUUUUUUCUUUAUUUAUUUUUAAUUUUUUGAGAGGGAGGAAGCUCCUCAGCAGGGGAAUCAAACCUCCAAACACCCAGUCUCAGGGUGGACCACAAGGCCACUGAACUGGUAUCUGAGACCAGAUUCUUGAGUAGCACGGUGCCCUGAAGACAGGAGUAUACCUUUCCUCACACACAGACGUAUGGUUCUCUUAAUUGACUAUGGUUUGGGUUGUGCUAUUUUAACUCAAUAAAAAUAAAAUAUUAAGUUCCAUUUCGGGGGGAAAUAAAUCCAAAUAUAUAAGUCCCAUUUCUGUAGGACCCCCAGCUGAUCUGUCCACUUUACUCAGACACCUGGAUGGUCCCUGGCUGGGUGACCCUGGGUCAUAGAAGCUUGUAGCUCCAAUUUAGGGGUGUGGAUUGGAGCAAUGCACUGAGAAAGUUGCCACAUGAACCAGCUCUGGAAAAAAAUCAUGUUGUGUAAUCCCUUCUUUGAUCCUCCUGGGGGCAGCACUCGCCACUGCCUUUGAUGGCUUUGAAAUGCAACAAUGGCAGCUGUGCUAACAGCUACAGGCUAAUAAUCAAGCUCGCUGAGGAGUUGGUCUGCACUCACAAAUGUGUGAGAGGCACAUUUACAUUUGCAACUCAAACUACACGCCACGGGAGUAACGCCGUUGUAACCCGGCCCAGCGUACAGCCUCGAGCCACAGGGGACGGUUGUUUGACAUGCCAUGUCUGUAUUUUAGGUGUUCCAUUGUUGCACUGAUGGUUUAAGAUUGAAAUGUUUACAAAAUGUUUAAUGCUUAUACUCUGUGUUUGCACUAUGUUUUGCUCUCAAGUUUGCACUAAAGUCUUACAAAGUCCAAGAUUUUGCGCUGCUGCCUGAACCAAAUAGAUUUUAUAAAAGUGACUUGAGAUUCAAGCAAUUGUUUAUUCUUUUUAGUGACCAGGUUUGGUAAUUUAGUAGAUAAUCGCAGUAGCUCAGGAGGUAAGAGCGCUCGUCCAAUAACCGGAAGGUUGGCAGUUCGAUUCCCCCCUAUCCCAAGUCUGUCCGUUGUGUCCUUGGGCAAGACACUUAACCCACCUUGCUCCCAGUUUGCGUCCUCCACUGGUCUAUGAUUGUGAUUGUGUAUGGUGGUCGGAGAGGCCGUAGGUGCAAAAUGGCUGCCAUGUUUCCGUCAAUCUGCCCCAGGGCAGCUGUGACUACUAAGGUAGUUUACCACCACCAAAGCGUGACUGUGUGAGCGAGUGAAUGAUGUAACACAAUUGUGUGUAAAUCAUAUGAAAAUAAAACACUUUUGUGUGAAGAAUACAUAACGUAGCUAUGUGUAAAUUGCAUGAAAAUAUGACACAGCUCUGUGUUAUCUUUGUGUAAACCCAACACAGUUGAUGUGUUGACACAUUUAACACACAACAUGUGUAAAAUCUGUCAACACAAAGUCAUGUGUCAAAACAACACAGUGUGUGUUGUCCUUAACUAGACACACGGAUGUGUUAAGAAAUAACACAUGAUGAGUUAUUUCUAACACAUUCGUUUUGAGAGUGUGGACAUGUGACAGGUGAGACAAACAGUGUAAGAAAACAGACUCAGAGGAUAAGACACAUCACCAGUGGAGCCAAAGCUACACACUUUUAAAUUACUGACAUGUAUCAAGCAUCUGUAAAAUGAAAGAUCGAUACAUACCGUAUUUGUCCAAUUAUCAACCAAGGCCGAUAAUUGGUCUUUGCCUCAUCUGCACACUUAAGUACUGACACACUGCAUUUGAUCUUUGUUUUAAGAGCACUUUGUUGCAAUUGAAUAACCUAAUGUUUUCAAAAAGAGCCCUGAUAUUUAACAAUUUUUGUGAAUGUGAACCUUUUGUUGGAGAUGUUUGAAUACAUUUUGGGGCUUAAUUCUUAAAACUGCAUGUUCAAUAUUUAAGGAUUUAAAGCCCCAUAAGGUUGACACUGAAUACUAAUAUUUCAGUGAUGUGCUUGGCCGUACUCUUUGUAAAUUAAUCUCCUCUUCCCCUCUCAAAAAUUAUGAUCACACAGUUUAAUUGUCAACUUUCUAACUUGUAAAGCUGUAAGAAGUGGUGUCACCGUCACAUAACGUUUCAUGUUGGAUGUAAGCUACAAAGCUUCAUGGUGAAACAACUCAUAAAAACGUGGUUUAGAGCUCCAUUAUCGUCACCUCUCUCUCCAGUCUGGACCACAGAAAACUUUUCAUGCUAAUUUGUGAACUCUAUACAUAAGUUCAAGUUGUGGACUAAGCUUGGUGCUUGUGGAUUGACAUUAUAUUCAGGACAGAAGGUUGGUGCCAAACUUGGUUUGCUAUUUUUAUAUGAAGCAGCAAAUAUGAAGCAGCCUGAGAUUGUUUCUAAAUUUAAAUAAUUAGGGCGACUUUUAAUCUUCCUGUUUCUGACUGUGUGCCUCUGUCCUCAAAAACACAAAGACACAUGGAGGAAGAAGGAAAGUGUCAACCAGAGGGACAGGUGAGGGAGCAAAGAAGAGAAGGACAGGCUGACAGGCUGUUUCCGAGCUCGUUGGUGCCCGGUGGAGGGUAGAGCUGUUGUAUUUGGGUCCUGACCUCACUAUACACAGCUCACUGAAAGACGAGUGCUGCAGGGCAGAGUGGGACAAACUACAGGAGGAGAGAAAUUAUUACUGUAGCUGCACCUCACCUCUGCACAGUGUACAGCUCUGUGUUCUCAGGACUUAAAAAUCAAUCCUGUACAAGUCUCCUGAUUGCCCCUGCAUAUCCUUUAUGUGCAAAGAAUACCCAAAGUGAUAAUCCCUGACAGUUUCAAAGUGGAAGGUGUGUUUUUUUUGCAGCGCUUCACUAUUCACUUACAUAAUUCAACACAUUUUCCAGUUAAAUCAGCUUCAUGAUGGUUGUUUUACAGGGAUUGCCUCAUGACACUGGAAAAAAUGCUUCUGGACUUGUAUGCCAGGAGCAGAUGUAUGUUGAACAAUUAGAACACCAUCACUUAUACCUUUUGGCUAUAUGAUACAUCAGUUUUAAGUUAACUAUUUUUUACAUCCUUUUUUCAUCUGUUGAGGUUUUUGUUUGCCUGCCGGCAUCCAAGCAUUAAACUUGCAGGCCAAAGCCAGGCGCACAAACGCUUGUGCAUCCACAUACUUUUUAGAGUGACAGAAGCACAUACAUGAAAGAAAGAAUCACUGAUCAUCUGCAUUAUCUAGGUCUGUUAGUCCAACUAUGAGAAGUUUGAUUUCGUGUGAUUUCAGUCAGACUAUCCUAUUUACAUGUUUUAAAAAUCCAGUUUUGGUCAAACACAGAUCAACUUUUUGACCAACGUAAACACCUCAAAACAGUAAAACUGUUCUGUACAAGGGUCAAUUUUGGCACCAGGCUGUGAACAUUAUGAAAUUUGCUGUAAAAUUAGUAUUUUAUAAUUGGCUCUAAUGAAUUUAUCAUUGUUUUUGGCACCAGCCUCCAGUGGACUCUCUCAGAACUGCAGUUUUUUUUUUGAUUGGUUUCUGAAUUGGCUUCAUUUUUCACCAUUGGAGGUGGCGUCUUGGUUAGCAUUGGUUGUCUGAUUUAAAUCAGUGCUUCAACGUGGCAGGUAUGCUCUGGAUCGCCACUUAACCCUUUAGCAUGCCAUAUCAGCUGACCGUAUCCUCUCUGUGUUACAGGUCUUUCUUUAUAAUUCAUUUAAAUAUAUUUCCCAUUAUGCACUUUGUGAUGGUUGCAUCCUUUGGCAUCGUUAGCUGAUGUUCAAGUGAUUGUGCUGUAUUCUACAUUUUUGAUCAAAUCUUAUUAAAUCUUUCUAGCUUCCAAAAAAGGAUAAAUAAUUCCCUGUACUCUCAUCAGGGUGCAAAAAAACUCAGUGACAAGCACAAUGAAUCCUCUGAAUAUUUUCAUGUUUGGCACCAGAAAAAAAAAAGGGUAACAAAACUGGAGUGUAAUCAUGGUGCAACACUUUGAAACAUUUACAGACAAACCAGGCAGAUUGGUGGGAAAUAAGUGGUAAGCUCAAACAUACUGUUCAUUUAGGCUCUAUUUUAAACACUGAUGGGUAAAAUAUUCACGGUAUUUUAAAUCUGUUUUGAUUGGUGUAAUAACAAGCGAGUACACCCUGCAUUUCUACUUCCAGCCCCUCAAAAAGACACUGAGACUCUGACUGUUACAACUUCGUUAUUAAAAAAAAUAGGAAGGAAGGAUACUGGCAGCUGGUAGAGAUGAAUAAAUGUGUGAGAAAAAAGGACAUUAGAGUAAAAAGAAAUACAGUCUAUGCUUGAAACACAAAAUUGUGGAGAACAGGUGGUUACGAUCUUGGCUAAAAUCCAUUAGUGAAGGCAGGAACACAUGGAGCUGGCUCAUGAAAUGAAAACACUAGUGCUUCAGUUUGGAAACUAAUAAAAAAACCUUAUGGUGAAGUAAGUUUUUUGGCAAAUUAAACACAAUUAUUAGGAAAAGAGUGGAAGGAUUUAUGACCUCUCUGAUGCCCAAAGUAGCUUUAAGUAUCUUUAAGGCGGUUUGAUUGAACAAAAUAGUUGAUGUUCAAAAAAGCUCAGGAGAAAGUGGAGUUUGUGACUUACCUCAUCUACCCACUGAAUACUAAACAAAGUGAAAACACAGCACCCCUGAGAGCAAUUAUUUUCAGCUACCUUGACAGGCAAGUAAAGAGUAACUACAGCAACAAGCAGGAAGCCGAGCACGGAUUGUUUACCAAGGACUGAAUAUUUACUUCAACCAAGACAACGCAAGAGGGAGAAGUAAUUAGAAAGCUCAUGGAAAAGACUAGAAAGGCGCAGUCUCUGUACCCGGCCCAGCUGAAACUAUUUUUGGAGUCAGGCAUGAAAACAGUGAACAUGCUGACAGACGCUGCGCCUGUGCUGAAAAAGACGGGGAUUUACAUCGAAGAGGACGAGACAGUGAAACUUCAGAGAGUGCCGAUACAAAGCAACUGGAGCACUGCGAUGGGGAGGCAUGAGAGGAGAGGAGCGCCAAAAGAUGACAGACAAACAGACUGUCAUCCAAGUAAUUUUGUCCAAAUACACUGCAUGCUGAGAAUCCUGAUCAGGACAUUAAAAUGAAGGGAGGACUUUAACAGAUAAGGAAGCAGAACAAAGCACUGGGCUUACCGAUGCUUGCAGAUUUUCCAAAGAAACACCAAAGUGUAACACAUGACAAGGUAGAUGUGCUCUAUAUACAUGCAUUAAAAGCCUAAUUAAUUCUACUAUAGUAUAUUAUGUCCAUACAAUUAAAGGAAAAUUUAAAUACAGCUCUGAAAACAGUGCUGAAAAUUACUUCAAACAUGCAGCUGCUGGAGGAGAGUAGGUGAGUUGCGUUUAGUCUCUUUGCUAAAGAAACAGGCAAAGCUAAAAAGAUGUUUGGUGGCUAGUACUAUGGCUGGGACCCUAUAUGUACUGUUGAUGAAGUUAGGUGCUGUUCUGAGCAUUAUUUGUGACUAUACAGUGGCUUUUUGGUUGAAGUUUACAUGUGGAGACGUAGACCGCUGUAAAUUGCUAUUGCGUGGUCGUUACUGAAGUUGGUAUAACUAAAGAAGCAAGCAGUCGGUAACAUUAAUCUCUGAAGGGGGUGUUUAACUUUGUGUUACGGUGUGUUUGACCCUAAAUGAAUUUAAUGCUGGAAUAUCUCUUUAUAUAAUAUACCAAUAAUAUGAGGCAGACAUACUUAACACUAACUGGUUCUGUUUGUUUGUUGAACGGUGGUUGAAUCGUGCAGCCUAUUAACAGACUGCGGUCCUCAGAGCAGACAGCCUUGGUUUGUGGCCCACCAUCGCAUGCCAUUCCCAGUUUCCUCUCUUUUCAUUAUCUUGUCUGCUCGUAGAGCAUAAAAGCCCAAAAUAAAACCAAAAAUUAAAAGAACUGAUCGACCUGUUAUGAGUUAAUACGAAGGUCUCACCAUGGCAGGACUGCAAAGAAGGGAAGCUCUGGAUACAAAAAAGAAAGUCCAGCAAAAACACAUUGUUUAUUCAGGGCUGUAAACUCUGGUUUGAAACAGCUUUUAACAGAGUUAUGCAGAGUUUUUCUCCUUCCUGUGCAGAUAAACAAUGAUUCAGAGGCCUCUCAGAUGUCAUUACUUAUUGAAGUAAAAUGAUUCUUUCAAGGUCUGCAGUUUAAAUGAGGUUACUUAUUCACCAGUCUAAAAUCUCUGCGGUAGAGUAUUUCAUGAUUCAUUAAACAGUUAUGUUGUGAUGUGAGGAAUAAAUAGCAUGAACUCAUCAAAAAAGAGGACUGGAUUGUUUCUUUCAAUGAUAAUAUUUACUGUUUCCUCAGUUUAUUAGUUUAUUCUAUAGGUUUUAGUUGUCUGAAAAUGUUUAAUAGCUUUCUCCAAAAUGUCCUUGAAUGUAUACACAGUCUAUAAUAAAAAGCUGUGACUUAUAUGUCAUGUCAUGAUUUUUGACGUAAGCCAGCAGCCCUAAGUCAUAGAGAGCUAAAAAAUCCAGACAGAGAAGUUUAAAGCUUUUUUUUUUUAUAAGUAAAAGAAAUCAUUCAAAGGGUUUGCCAAUGCUACAGCAGGUUGAUUCAUCUCUUUCUGGUGAUAUCUGCAGUUGUUGCUUCUUUCCUCCAUGGCUGCGGUCAGUAUGAGAGCUCAAUAAAAGCAGACACACAGCUGCUUGUGUCUGAUACAGCCGGCUGAUUUAUCAGUCUCACCUUUGAGGAGCCAUGACAGCGGUUCAUGUGUUGCACUCAUUGCUUGACAAUGCAGACUUGGACCUUUUGAGUCCUCCAUCACUCUUCCUUCCUCCUUCCUCCUCUCGCCUGUCGCCUGUCACUGCUCGACUUGUGUGUAAUAAACUCCGGAUCCUCUCGCUUCCUUUACCAUCAGAACACCCUGCUCACAAUCGGCACAAACAAGCUGCGAGGUCAGACGGCAGUCAAGGACUCUCUUUUUCUUUUCUUGCUAUAAGUGCCUUCUGCUGCCGCGCUCGUCCUUUACUUUCCUUCACCAAUGUGUGUGUGUGUGUGUGUGUGUAUCUGUGUGUGUCUGUGUGAGGACAUACUUUGGAGAAGAAAUGAUUGCAGGCAGCUUUGAGCGUGGUGAUACAAAGCUUCACUUUCUCUGAGGUGUCCGUCUCUGACUGAACCUUGUCAUUAUCCAACUUGUGUGUGUGUGUGUGUGUGUCUCUCUCUUUGUGUGUGUAAGUGUGUGCGUGUGUGUGAUGCACAUGUGUGACUGUCUGCAGACUUUGUAUUUAUGAUAAUAAAGGCGGCUUUGAGACGGACAAUCCACAUACUCUUUGUGUUGCUUGAGUGUGUUUGUGCCUUUGCAUUUAUGUUCAAGAUGUGUGCAUAUGUGUUAUGUGUGUGUGUCCAGAGACAUGGCGGGGAAUAGAGCACACACACACACACACACACACACACACACACACACACACACACACACACACACACACACACACACACACACACACACACACACACAGCACUCAGCAUGAUGAUGUUUGGGGACGUGCUUGGCUGUAAAGGCUUGUUGAGAGAGUGUUGCUUAUCUUCCAUUAGACACAUUACUGCCAGCAUUGCCAUCAAAGUAGAAAGGCACACACACACACACACACACACACACACACACACACACACACACACACACACACACACACUCUUAGAUUUGGAGCGACACACACACACACAGGCCUCUCCUGGGGAGGCACUUGGCAGGAUUCAUCUGUUGGCGGUUUCACUGAGGGAGGAAAGAGGAGGAGGCGGAGCAGACAGGCGAGGAGGGGAGCGUGAUGUAUCCGUGGUCCAGGAUCAGUCAUUUUGCAGCCUGAAAGAGCUCCUCAGCCUCCAGCAGGCUGCCACAUCAUUUAGUGAAGUAUCAUUGUUCCCUGAAGAGCCUCCCCUCAUUUGUUAAACUCUUUUUGCACAAUGCAACUGUGUCUUUUAGUCGUGAGUUAUUCUGCUCAAAAUGUCAUCACAGCUCUGAGAUUAUUUGCACUUCUUUGACUCAUUCUUGAACAAAUUUGAACAGUUUCCCUCCUCAAAAAGGUGUUAAAUAAUACCAAAAGCAGGAGAAACAUUUCGGUACGUCUUGCUACUGCAUGUCAGUCUGACAUUACACAUUGCCUACGCUCCCCAGAGGGAGUGUGAGAAAUGUAAAUUAAUCAUUAAACAUAAAAAAAUGAAAAGCCUUCAGCAUAUUUGUUGCAUUUUGAAAGAAUUGAGCAGACACUGCAAAAAGCCGCCUUAGUGCUUUUUUAAUCACAUUUAAUGCAGCAAUGCAAUUACAAGGCUGCCUCGUCAGUCCAUUGCAGUGAUUUCAUAAUUCACAUACUGCUGAGACUUAAGAAAAUAAUCAGCCAGGUCUAUUGUGCUCAGAGUAAGCAUGUAAUAUUCAUAUCAUGAGCUACACUGAAGGCCAGAAGACGCUGCCUCUGAUCUGCUGUACUAAUAUGGCCCACAUCUUCAUUCAAACUAAAUGAGGAUAGUUACUUUUUAUAGCAUCCUUCAGAUAUAGCGAUGAUGAAUGGGCAAACAUACAGUAUAUAUUUAACAGGCUGAGCAGAGAAAAGUCUGGAAAAGGUCCGCUAUAAGGGGAGAAUGUAAAGGUCAGCAUGCAUAAAUACAUAUUCAAAGAAUAAAAGUUAUAAAACAGACAGAUCUGACAAGCGAGUGAGCAAUAAAGUCAAACAUUCAAAUGAAGAGUAUUUCAGCUAUAGAAAUAGGACAGUACGAUGAAGCGGCUAACUUUAAAAUCCACUCACUUUGUGAGACAGGCAGCUUUGUGGUUAUAAUCUCUGUGAGUUUUUGUGACAUCCAGAGGCUUUUCUGUCCCACAGAGGAGAUUGGUGAUUUUCAAAGUCUGUCCAGAGAAAAACCAAAGUGACCUGUGAGGAUAAAAUUGAGUAAUUUAGUGUUUUUACUGUUUUUACCCGAUUGUGCUAGAUGGAGGCUGCCAUCUUUUUAGUUUGUGCAGCUGACAACAUGCAAAAAAUCCAAUGAGGAGCCAGAGGAGCCUGAGACAGAUGUCAUUUAUUUGAUGUCCAGAUUUUCACAGUAUAGAAAUAUAAUGUAUAGAAUAUAAUAAUAAUAAUAAUAAUAAUAAUAAUAAUAAUAAUAAUAAUACAUUUUUUUUGUCACUACACUCAUAUUAAUGAGAGCAGUCUCUUUUUUUACCUCGUCCCCCUCCCUCUUGUGUGUUCUUUCCCCAUCUGCAAAUACAAUCUAGUUGUGCAUAAGUGCAAUGACAAUAAAGUAUCUUGUAUCUUGUAUUUUAUUUGUAAAGCGCUUUUCAAGAACGCAAAGACGCUGUACAUGAGUAAAAGCAAGAACAAUAAAACACACAUCAAUAUACAAUAAAACACACAUCAAUAUACAAUAAAAUAUACAUCAGUAUCAAUAAAAUCAUGUAAAAUCCAUGGGGGGAGACUACUAUGGAGGAUGAAAGGCAGUGCGGACGAGGUGGGUUUUGAGAAGGGUCUUGAAUCUGUUGAGGUCUGUGCAGUUUCUGAGGUCCAGUGGGAGUGAGUUCCAGAGGGUGGGGGCGGCGACUGAGAAGGCUCUGUCCUUAUAUAUAUAGUUUAUUUUACAGCCAGAACAUUUAUUAAUGCUCUGAACUUCUGGCUUUACUUCUCUUUUAUGUGGCCUUUUCCUUAAACAUUGCUCUGUAGACCCCAGAAUGUGCAGGAUCCUGGUCUAAGUGCAGCUCAGUACAUGGGGAUUACUUCUAGAUGUAAAGUCUGAUUUCUUUGGCUCUGUUUUUCAAACUCUGACCCCCCCCCCAGUCUGCAAAUUUAAACAAAGAAAGGACUUUGAGCUUCAAGUUCAUUAGGUGGUACUGCACACUGCCCAGAAAGAUGAAACUAUAACAGAGCAAGCUGCAACUUAAGUCGUUUUUGGAGCCUUCCCUUGUGUAGCACGCGCACACGCACACACACACACACACACACACACUCAAUUAUGUGUGCUGCCCCUGGCCAUUUUCAGUCAGGGUUAUCCAUUACGACUCUGCAGUGACCGAGCCUAAUUACACCGCUGUGGAGAGCCUCUUUUCCUACGCAGUGGGUGUGAAUGUAUACAGACACAGACGCACGCGCAUGUGUGUGUGUGUGUGUGUUAGAAAGAGAGAGAGAGAGUGUCGUCUGUGAAUGACUCUACAUCCCCUGAUUGGUUCUGCAAUUACCCAAACUGGAGCCAAAUUAACUGGCAUACAGUGAAGGGUAGUGUUCAAAGUAUUGUUUGGGGCUCAGACACCCUGACACACAUGCACACACACACCUUUACACACACACACUAACAGCCUCACUUUGCUUGAGUCCAGUCACGCUCCUUCGUUUCUUCCACCAGCUGCCACUGACUCACACAUCCUGUCUUUCAUGUCCAACUAAUAGGCCUGUGGCCAUCUUUGAGGCCCUGCAUGGUAUUUACAAAGGUCUGCUGAGCCGGACAGCAUGAUACCUGUGGGCAGUGUAGAUUGAAGCAUUUAACACACACGCACACACUAAUACCCUUACACACAGCUUGGUGUGACAGAGCAGCAUUAAAGUGAGUGGUAUUAGCUCAGUGUGGUUUGUAAUGGUUGGCUGCUCUGCAGAUGAGAGCUGCAGUCCAGAUAGAUGCUGAAUGCUGCUAGUUACACAUGGAUACUAUUUACUGAUUGUCCUGUCUAAGUGUUUUUUUCUCAUUAUUGAAGUUACAAAUUAUAUUUCCAUUUAUUCAAUAAGUCUUUAAAAAUGUGUUUUAUUAUUAACAACACAUUGUUAUUGUUGAAACUGUCAAUAUUGCUCAUUGAUUUGCCCAGAUUGAUUAUCUCUCACUUUGUCUGAUCACCUGUCCAAAACUUUCUUUUUUCAUGAAGAUGAACUAAGACUGUGGAAUAUUGCAGCCAUGUCCAAUCAAAUCUGCGAAUAAAUCUAGGAGCGAUUUAUUCGCAGUGAAGACAAACUCUAUCAACCCGACAACUAGAACAACCAGCUGCUUGACUCAACACACCACUAUAAGUAUGCGAGAUUACACAGAUGCUGUUAUACUGACUGCAAAGUUUGGGAAACGCUGACUUAUUUGUGCAUGGCAGCUGUUGUGUACAUGUAUUACACAUUUGUCCAGAUGGCAGCUACUGGUUUGUUUGGGUCUAGUUACUGAAGUUAAAAUGACUGCUAAGAAAUGAAUGUGCUGAGUUGAAAAAACAAAUCAUAGUCACCGCUCUGUUUACAGUAAAUAUAGGACUGCGCUUGCUCUUACUCAAGAAGACCCUCUUUACUCAAGCCUGCAUGCUCUAUUUUGGUGUUUUGACAUGAAGGACUAAUUGAAGGUUAGUAGUUUGUGUUUAUAUAUAUAUAUAUAUAUAUAUAUAUAUAUAUAUAUAUAUAUAUAUAUAUAUAUAUGUCCAGUGGGGUAGUUACUCAUAAAUUGUAAUGAGAUUACUUAACUAAUUACUGCAUUUGAAAAGUAACUUCACUGCUUAUUACUUUACUUUCCCAUUUUUUAAUUUACCAUGUAGAGGUACAUGGAAAAACGUCAUACCCCAAUCAUCACUGAGCAUAGUCCACCUCUAUUGUAUUUAUUGUAUAAAUGUCACCUGGGCAUAGAGUGGAUUUUAUACAAAUAUUUUUGUCCUUUCGACUAAUAUAGUGAAAGUAAUGCAAGUAUCAUCACCACUUGCCGAAAGCCCCUGUGCCAUCAACCUGAUUAAUAUGAGUUGGUUUCUUGGAAUUGACUUUUUAUGUAGCAAAUUGCCACCAGUAUGCAUGCCAAUUUUACUUACACAGUGGUAAAAGGAGGCUGUGGCAUAUAAGGAUAGUGCCCUGUGAAGGGGUAGUUAUGGAGAGUAGAAUUUAAAUGUAGCAUGGUAAUGUAAACUAACACACAAAUGCAAAAAGACCCAAUAAUAUAAAUUCAACAUUGUGUCAUUUAUCAGCUACAGGUGGGAAAUCCCCCGCCCCACUCCACACGUUGUACCUCAGUGUUAAAUUUUUGCAAAGUGUUCCUCCACAAAAUCAUUUUCUGUGUCUUCAGAAUAUAUCAAAGUAAAAGCAAACAGAAGCAGCACACCAGAUUUCCUGCAGGACUCCGACAGUUUCCUCCUCAAAGAUUGAGCAGCAAAGCUCCUUGAAGCUGGAGGGGAGGCAUUUCAUAGCUGGGACAUGCUGAGGACAUUCUGCUGCCACAGAGAGGCUGUGGAUGCAGCUGCUCUGAGCUCGACUUCAGAGUCCCUCGGGGUCGACUUUUUCUCCGCAUCUGGCUCUGCUGCUCAGAGGGGAAAAGUUUGCCCUGCGACAGAGCUCGAUAUCGGAACUAUAUUGCCCUAAACAUGACACUGUAUCACUGAUGAGAGCAUGCUGCAUAUCCUGCUGAAUUACUUCUGGAGGGAAACAUUAAGCACAAAACUGCUCAGUGCUCAAGCUAUAACUCUAGACAAGGGAUUAGUGAUGAGGAUAUGAUGCAUAUCGAAUCACCUUUUGACUGGAGGGAUGUGUUCCCAGCAGUACAUUUAGACUCACACAUUUCCUUGUUUCUUUCCCCUGUAUUCCAAGCAUUGGUUGUUUUCCCUGCAGCUCCUCUGUAGGGGCCAUUUUGACCUUUUUCCAUUAUGUGUUCUGUUAAAUGUCUCCAGCAUCUUAAGAUGGUGUUGGAGGAAACCAACAGACUGGUUUCAUGAGUCUAAUUUGAAGCAUCUUUCAUCACAAAUACGGCUGGGUGAUAAAACAAUAACAAUAUAUCUUGAUAAUUAAUUUCCCUUGAUAUCGAUAUCAGCAAUCUGCCAUGUUUUGGUAGACUAUACGAAUAGCUAAUGAAAAGGGGAGUUGCUCCGGGUCCGCUUCGCACUGAACCAAUCGUGCUGAAUUAGAAUCAAGUAACAAACAAUUGCCUAGAAACAGGCUGCAGCUACAUGCAACCAUAGCACUUGAACACAUAUAGCCGAAAGCACUGUUGGUGAGAAAAAAAAGAAAAUGAGUGCUACCCCCAGCUGAAAUGCAGAUGAAGGCUCAACAGAUGAUGACAUUGUUGACAACAGUGGCACGAAAACAUCUGUGGUGUGGAGGUAUUUUGGUUUUUUGAGGUCGGACAUUAAGCAGAGUAAUGUACACAGCAAAUUAUGUCGAGUACAAAGUAUGUUCUCCCAAAGUCGGGGAAUACCUCAAAUCUUUGACACCACCUGAAGCAGUGCCACGCAGCAGAGCACGCACAAUGGAAAAGGUUAAAAACCCCAAGUGGAGCAAGGAGCCGAUGGCGCCUGUGCAGUCGAAACAGUCAACCAUUCAGUCAGCUUUCUCCAGCGCAACGCCUUAAGACAAAGGGCUCAGUGGUAUUUUCGUCUGGCGGAGCCCGGAGUACAGCCAGUUUGGUAUUUUCAUGGACUGAGGCGCACUGAGGUCCGCCAAGCUGGGCGUGGUGGCGUGGCAGAGGGAGGUGUCAACAGAAUCAGCUGGUGCAGUGACAUUUUUGUGCUCGCCGGUGGUGUAUAAAGUGCACUGAAAGCUCGCCGAUUCAAAGCUCGCCGAGCGCAGCUGGUCAAGUGGUAUUUUGGUAGACCGGCUGCGUAUCAGCAUAUGUCACCGAUGCCUCACCGGCAGGUUUCCACAGUGUCAGGCACAUUUCAGUGCAAUUAAUAAUCAACAACAACUAAUAAUCUGAGUUAGCACAUACAUUUAGAUCUAUAGAUAAAUCUGAUCUAUAUCUGAUCUGAUGAGCGCGUCUGGCACGCGUUUGGACACACAACCUGACCGAAUCAACACAGCUGAAACCGCAUCAAAUUAAAUUAAAUAUCUAGUAAAUAUACACACAUGAUGAAGUUAACUAGAUAUGUAAUUUGUCUAGCUUCUUUUCUAUCUUCCUCUUCCUCUUAUUUCUCGCACCGCUCGACCUGGACACGUCUCCGUGUCCUCUCCCCGUCCUGCUGCAGCAGCGGCUCAACAGAUGAUUUGUUUCAGUGCUCAGAUGAGUUAUCUACUUUAAGCCGACAUACGAAUAUUAUAAUAUUCAGUUUUGUGAGCCAAAUUUAUUUUAUAUGCCAACAUUUAUGAAAGAAAGAGCCAGGUCACGGAGCGCGAUGCGUCAUUUACGCACAGAUGGUUCCAAUUUUAAUGCCAUUAUUGGAAUUUAUGAUGUGAUCUCUGCACACAACCCACCUUUGUCACGUGAGGUUUGAAUAUGUGCAACUUUUUGAGAGUCUUUUUUUGUGGAAAAGGGUGUUUGUCUUACUAGUGGGUCCAAACUUACACACACCAAAUCCAUCUUUGCUCAUAUGAGAGAGUGUGAAGGACGCCCUCUGCAGCACUUACAGUGACACUUGUUGAGGGGCUGCCUUCUGUCGCCAUCUCUUGAUCUCUUUGACUACUUCACAAAAAUAGUAAUAUGCCUCGCCAGUGGCGGAUUUAAAGGCGAGGAUAGGAGCUUAUGUUAUUGGUCAAUACAGGUCUUGGCUGUGUUAAACCCACUCCACUGUCUCCUCCCUCCCUAUGACUUAUGGCACUGGGAGGAGCUGAGUUAGGGAGGGGGGAUACUUACGCCGGGCUGCGCUGCUCACCAAAAUACCAAAUUGUGCUUGGGAACGGCUUGUCGGUGCGUCGGACCUGACUUACGCCUCGCCUGACUUACGCUACGUCUCCGGCGAUGCAUGAAAAUAGAACCCAAAAUGUCAAAGAGACACAAAGACCUCACAGAUCUUAUUGUAUUGCAAAAGACAUGCUACCAAAAAGCACUGUUAAAUUUCAUGGAAGAGUAAAAGAGAACAUAUAAUUGUUUAAAACAUAUCACAUUUAUGUUUUAAACAAUUAUACACUCAUUAACUGAAUUGAUAAUCUGCAAUGGUGUUUUAAAACAUGCCCCAGUAAGUGUUCUCAGGGUCCAGGAGGAUUUGAAGGUUUCACAUCCUCAAGUUUAAACUUUAAAAAUACAAGAGAGCCAGGGACACUUAAUGAUUUUCCAACAGGUGUUAAUUUUUUGUUAGCACAUGUCAUAAAUUCUGACUGCACAGUUAGGUGCAUGCUGUUAGAUAUCUAACCCUGAUGCAGACUGUUCACUGGUUAUCAUUCACUCCAGGUUGGACGUCAUUGUCCCUGUAACAGCUGCUGAUAAUGUUUGGUCUUUGUCCUGAGCUCUGCGAUAUGUCAAGCUCAUUAGCUCGACCAAACUGUAGUGUAUGAAAGACAAACAGAGUUGUGCCGUGCUGCAAAUGAAAUCUCCUGCAAAUGAAGCUUAGCAACGUUCCUGCAAAUAGAUUACAAGCGAGGAGUUGUAUUCCCAACGUCGGCUCUGAUUAGCGCUGCAUAGACGCAGCUUGUUCUGUUUUUAGAGAGAGAGUCAUUCCUGUGUGACAGCUGGGCCUCUCAGAGGACGCCUGAUGUGUUGUGUCCCUAUUAGAUGUGACACUUUUCUCAGCCUGUUAUUCUUUUUUAAUCUGCUUUGUCAAAGUCAUGCUCUCUCUUUGUUUUUCCUCAAUCUUUUUCGGCUGUGUCUCACUCUCCUCUUUUCUCCCAUCCUGUUCUCUUUCUUCCUCACUAUCUACAUGUGUUAAUAUGGUGGAGGUGUCACUGAUACGGCAGCCUCGGAGAAGAUGAAAAGAUUCAGUGCUGAUGUAGGCUCUGCAGACACUCGGUUCUCACAGGAGAUGAAUUUUCCACCUCUGAUUAAUCAAAUGUGAUUUAGUUGAAAUAUUCUGAGUAAGUUUUGGAAAGUAGGCCAGGUGCUUCUUUCUCCCUGUCAGCACCUGUGCUGUGUCUGGAGCCCUGAGGUGCUUUCCGGGUGUUAUCUUUCUGGAUGUAAUGAGCUGAGCUGGAGAAGGACCACAUUGUUAUUUGAAACCGAUGCUCUCGCUUCGUUGUUUGUUUAAAUAGUUAAUCAAAUAAAAGAUUUCUAAUAAGAUAGGUGAAGCAAAAUUUACUAUUCUGUGUUUCUGUUAAAUCAGAGUUUAGGGUUUUAAUCUGUUUAUUAACUGUAUUAAAUCAUAGACCUCUAUGUUGUGUUGUGUAAUGCUGCAGUGGUGAUGAACAUCAUACAGCCACAGGUGGAGAGAGGAGAGGGGGCAGGUGUGUGUGUCUGAAAAGCCAAGGGACAGAGUAAGCACUUCAAGCACUGAGUAAAUUUCCUUCUUUACUCGUAGGGAAAGUCUGCAGUUUAGUCCAAAUUAAGUCAAAGCUCUUAGUAAAGUAAAGCACUACACUAUGGUCCCCUUCAGUCCUGUUAAAUAUUCAUUCAUUUGUAUUAUCCUGUUAGACACAAAGGCAUGUUUUGGUAAACAAAAUAAAGGAUAAACAGUUUUUCUUUCACUCAUCAGAGUUCCUUUGAUUUUCAUUUAUUUGAUGUUUUUCAAGGAGCUCAGAGGGUUUAAGCUUUAAAGAGUUUUAAAGUUCAGGGAAUGCAUGUGAUGCAGGCCUCACUUCAUGAUUAAUUGGGUUAAAUAAUUGUGAUCUCAAUAUCAAUGAAAUUACGGCGAAUAUUUUGCAGCUCUUACAGAAACCAGGCUGUAAACCAUUGCAGACAGGUUGUACUUAUAUUUUGUCGCUCCAUAGACCCAAAUAGCCAAUGUGUGCACUACAGGGGAACACUUGUGUCUUAAAUACUUGUGUAGUACAAAACAAAUGAGCUUGAGUUAAUGAGUAAAUUGAAUUUUCCAAACGGAUCACAAAAACAAAACUAUUUUUAACGUUUUUGAGAAAGUUUUUAAACAUAAGCUAAACUUUGGAGUGGUAGAGCUGCCUCCAUCUCCAGCAGUCGAUAGUCCAGCUUCCACUCCAGUUUUCUGGCUGGUUCCUCAAUGAAGGUUGAGCUCACCAGUAUCCUUUAAGGGUAAUAUAGCAGUUACAAGUACAUCAUGUGACCUGAAAAAAAAUGAGCCAUCUUUUAUAGAGUUCAAAUGUUGCACUCUCACAGGUUUCCUUGAAAACAUGAUACUGAAUAAAAGUUCAUUUUGAUUUAUAUUUUUCAUUUUGGUUGAUUCCUAUCAAUCCUUUUUACAGGAAAUCAACUGAUUUCCAGUCUUUGGUCAGAGACAAUGUCGUAAGAAGACUACAAGAUUUGUUAAAAACUUUGAUUACUUUGAUUUCAUCGUAAACAGCUCAUAAUGACUUUAUACACAUCUCACUGUGACCCAAGUCUUCAUUUUACAAGCAGUAGUUGAGUAGUUGUCACAUUUCUUUGGCUGCAGUGAUAACAGACAGCACAUAGUCUCUGUGCUCUUCCCACAUACUCUCUCUCUCAGUUUUUUCUGAAACAGCUUUCCUCCAAACAAAAACACAAUGAGUAAGAGUGAAACUUAUCUGAUUUGUUUCUUCAAUUUUCCCAGUGUAAGAAGAUGCUGUUCAGGGCAACAAAAGUACUCAGAGAAAAACAUAGAGAUGCCACCUUCUUGUUCACUGCUGAUUGGGUGUCUCAGUGUGAGUCCUGAAGCUGACAGUCUGAGGAAAAAACAAAACAUUUAUCACCCAGAGUAAAAGUCUGAUGGUUGAUGUUGCAUUACAUGUUUUUCGUUAGUGCAGCCUGAUGUUUCUUUGGUAUAAGACGCCAAAUUGUGCCAGUGCAGUUCAUAAGUCUGCCAUCUGAUUGGCUACAAUGCACAUGUAUGCAUAUGAAAUUGAAGGUAGCAUGUGAAUUUAAAAGCCCGGUGUUGAGACAUUUGGAGCAGUCAAGUUUAGUAAUGUGCGUUGGUUUACAGGUUGGUUGUGGGAGCAGUUUCCUCUGAUUUAUGAGAACUAUCAGAUACUCUAAAAAACCUCAUUAAAACUUUCAUCUCAGGCUUUUUCGCUGUGCUCUGAAUCAGUAUUCUGUUUUUCUUGAUGACGCACAUUCAAGGCCGAAGCUUGGUCAUCCGGUGGUUAUUAUUUCUUUCCAAAUGCCAUUUCUUUAGAGUCGCUGCUGUGCUCAAAAAUACUUCCUGUGUUACAUCCUCAUUGACUGAGGGGGAAGGACAGAGCAGAACCAGGGCUGGCAUUUAGCAAAGGGCUGACCGUGAAUAAUGAACUCAGCGCGCCGGAUGCUUUGAGACUAGACUGGUCUUAACUUCUGUUUGGACAAAUAUAAUGAGCUUAAACUCAAAAUCCACAAACUUCUUCCAUACUCUCCAAACCUCUGAGAUCAUUAUGUAUUUUUAUCGCUUUCUUCUGCCUGAUAAGACGCACAUGAUGUCAGCAUAUAACCCAAAACUUCAUCUAAAUUUAGUUCAGUGGCUAAAUCUAUACUAAGAAAAAGGAAUCAGUCCAUUCAUGUCUAGAAGUGCUUGUUUGAGGAAUUUUCUUUUUUGUCAAGAAUAACUUCAGAUGGCUUGAAAAUACUUGUAAUGUGUCACAACGCUGUAUGUAAAUUAAUCUUAACACUUUAAGAAUAUGUUUAAGUGGUUCUGACACCAGAUAUGUCAAAACUACUUGAAGCGGUCAUAUGCCACCCUACAUCUUUCCAGUAUUUAUUGACUAUCCACUCCUAGACUCUAAAUACAGGCAUGAAAGUAAACGUAUUUUAAAGAAAACUCAGUUCACAGCUCGUAUUUCUGGUUCGAGAGUUUCUUUACAAAACAUAUUAGUGAUAACUCAAAAUACUCUUCUUUUUAUCUGCAGUAGGUAUUUCAACCACUCUGUGAAAAUUAAAUGUGGUUUAAAAUCAUAAAAGUUGCUCAUGUGUUCAAAUCCAGAGUUGUGCUCUCCCAAUGUAAUAACUGGGCUCAUUUAAAAGUAAUCCUUUAUCCACACUAACAUAAGAUAUGUUCAUGUUUGGGAGAUUUGGGUUUAAGAGAUAAUGUUUUUUGAUACAACAUCCCAACGUGACAUAGAGGGGAUAAAUGAGACCCCACAUUACCUAAGAGAACCUGUAUAAGGUCUUCUGUUGGCAUGUAACACCAAGCCCAAACUGUCUAAUAGUUUGUGGUUGCUUUAAGUGUUUUCUUCAAUUUGGUUGAUGUCCCUUAUAUUCAGCUCAUAAUUUUCCAACAUCCCUUGUUUCUGCUGUAGACUUGUCAGCUUUAACUUCUGAUCUAAACUUUUGUGCUCUAGCAUAUUUGGGGGUAAUGUUGCAAAUGUUUUCCACGUUGUCCAUCAAUGCUAUUGAAUCCGUCUGAUAAACAUAAAAAGUGUUUAUGUUAACUCAUUAAUUAAACAAACGUGUGCACAGUCCAGUUCUAGCACAUGCACAAACAUCUAUGCAUACAUCCUUUGUAAUUUGCAUUGUGAAUGUGAUAUAGAAGUUAUCUCUUUCUUGACUGCCGAACUGAAGUGGAGGGGAUUGUACAUGCAAGAAUACAUUUUAAAGUGUCAAGGCUUACUGUGGUAUUUAAUCACAUUUAAGAUAGAGUUACAGUCUGAGAGAGCAGUGGAGUGAGGCUGGGGUUACAAAUGCAUCCUGGUGCAGAAGAAUGUCUUUGCAAACAAGCUUUCAGUGAUAGUGUCACACAGAGGAAUUAAGUUCUCGAUGGACAACAAAUCACAAAAACACAUAAUAUCUUCAUAAAGCUUGGUUGAAGUUCUUUGGAAAAAACAGGUAAAUAAGAUGCCCUGUAGACUACAUUUGGAGGUGGUAGUUGGAGGUAAUAAGUGUUUUGUAUCGAUGCAGUUUGACUUUACAUGACCUAUAAUGACAUAUAGGAGAAUAAAUUAGUCUCCAUGUUAUCCCAGCCUGUGUUGAAGCGAUCAAAUUUGAUAAAUUUUUGCCGACACUGUCACUGUAACAUACCCACUGUUGCAAAGCUGCAGAAAGCUGACGCAUCAGCAUUUGUAACUAUGUUGUGCUAAGUGCUGAUACUGAUAUUUUGUGUAUUGUUUUGAACAGGGAUCCCUUGAUGGUGUGUGAGUAAUGGGAGAAAUAUUCAUCCAAACUAAUUAGACUCCAUCACUGAGCAAGCGGCUGCCUCUGUCUUUUCCAUGUUUGUUCUGAAACCUAAUAAAAGGCGAACCCCAAGUAUUUGAACGUUUAAGAGGUCGGCGAUGUUUCAUCAGCCCCUUUCACACAUAAGCGCCUGACAUUUUCAGAUAAUUUCAGGACAUUCAGGCCAUGAUGUUCUCCCUUAUUGCUGUUCACUCAUUCACCUCGCAGCAGGAGACGAUCAGAGUCGGACUUGUUUUCACAACUCGAACUACUCAGUUUGAUAAGGUGAAGGGGCUCCAGGGUAGCAGGUGCAUAAGAUGAAGUAAAGUUGUACCAAUUGUGGUACAACCAGAUCUUUAAAGGUUAAUAUUAGUGAAACGUGCACAAGUAGCUUUCACAGAGAGACUGACCUCUGUGUAGGCAGUAACCUGACCAUGGACUGUAAUAGGGCUGCAGGUAAUGACUAUUUUAAUAGUCGGCUAGUCACUGACUAUUUAAAUGAUUAGUCAGCUAAUCGGAUAAUUACGUGCCUUCUCCUCAAAUGUUCAUGCAUCACCAACGUGCUGCCAUGGUAUGCAAGGUCUGCUUUGCAAACCUUGCAAGGUUUUUUUUAUUUUUUUUUUCACCUUAUUUAGGCUAAAGUGCUCCCAAACUUUGUAGGUUUUUAAGCGCUUACUCGUAAUUGCUGUAUGGUACGCUAGUACCGCCAUGUUUUACGCAUGUGUGACUUUAGGCAGAGAUCAUAAUGAAGUAAGAUGCCUCACUCCACUGGAAAAAACACAUCUGGUGACAAUAGUCGACAAUGGAAUUAGUUGUCAUCUUUUUUUCAUUAUCGAUUUUUGUGGACAUCGACUAAUCAUUGCAGCCCUAGACUGUAAACCUACAUGAAAGUCACGACUGUCACAGAAACCUGGAUAAAGUGAAAGGGUUUUGAUCAAUGUUGUAACUCUUGUUUGUCAUGGGCACAUGUAUGAACCACUGAACUAACGCUGUGUUUACUAUUAAUGUUUACCUGCACGUACAGUGUAGUGACGUGAAAAUCAGGUGACAACAAUGAGGCUAGGUUAGAAGUUUUCAUUGCCUUAGAGAAAGCUAAACUUCCUUAGAUGCUCCCUGGAUGCUCCCUGUGUCGGUGUGUUUGAUUGCAUUUAUUCAGUGAUAAAGCUAAGCAGUAGUCUGUCCUGUAAUCUCUGUCAUUCAUCAACGUCCAGCCUUAAUGGAGCCAGAGAGAGAAACUAGGGGUUGUUGUUGGUAAACCUCCCUUGACGGCUUACACAUCUGCCAGCCUGUUUGUGCAGACAAAGGCGUGCAUGCAUCUCUUCAAAAUUCCAGUAUGUGUUACAUUUUCGCAAGAAUCUGUAAGUCAUUUCAGCGAGUGCUGGAAAGAUAUUCUACGAGUGUUUCCCCCUGUGUGGAAAGGUGUGUGUGCAUGUAUCCAAUAAGUCAGUUCACUUGUUUAUCUGUGCUGUCAGCUCACCCCAUGAGAGCCUCUCGCACAACACCAACCUGCAGGGAGAAGAGGAGGAAGAGUGAGAGGAAAGCAGGGAGAGAGAGGAGGGAGGAAGAGAAGGAGGUGUGAUUAGUGUAGAGGGGAAUUUCACCGAUCCCUGCCAGACAAGGAGGCUCGUUUCCAGCUGUCCUGUCUACCAGCACCUCCCCUCCUCCACCCUACCCUGCCACCCCACCCUCUUCCCCUCCUCUUCUGCUUGUUCGCCCCCAGCACUGGAGCACAAAGGCUUCCUUAGCUCCGGCUUUAAACAGUGGGGAGAUAAUGGGAGACUCUUCUGGCUCUAUAACCACCAGUGCUGAGAUUUCAGUCAAAACAAACAGAGCAUCCAUCAUUCGGCCUGUCACAGGAAGAUGCAAAGCCCAUACCUGACAUGACAUCCAAUUCAUCACAUUUGAAUAAUCCCCUCUGAAUACAAUGAAUAAUGAUAUUCAGGUGGCAGCUCUGUUUGUAAAAGCUUUUUUAUUUGCAGGUCUGAACGUUCACGGUCCUGUAACUCUUUCUAAAGAGCACAACAAAAGAGCGCUCAGUGAAAUGAAGAUUCUGUUUUGUUGAUGUAACAUUCAGUGUUAUUUUUUUCAAGUUUGUUUUGGGGCUUUUUGUCUUUAUUAGGACACACAUUGGAGGAAACAAGUGAGACGUUUGGUCGCAGAGGGUCACAGGUCAGAUUCAAAUUCAGGCCCUUUGCCCCAUCCAUGCAUGAGGCACUAUCUUCCCUUAAAAGCCCUUAAAACAAGGAAAUAAAUCUGGUUUAAUUUCAUCAUGGGUAAGCUUCUCAGAAUCUUCCUAAAAUAGAAAAAAACAGGUGUAUCUUGGCAAUACCGUAACACAUUAUAUAUAAGGCUUAAAGGGAUAUUCCGACGUAAAAUUAAGUAAGGGUCAAACACGCCGUAACACCAAGUUCAUUACUUUACUCACCAUUACUUCAUCAUUUCCUUGAAGUAAUAAUCAACAUAUCACUCAUUGUACUGCAGACGCAGUAGUUCUUCUGCCUUAGAGUUUCAGUCUGAUUGCAUUUCCAUGAGGAAAUGAUCAUAAAUGUUCUUCCUUGAGCUGCGUCCCCCUGCUGCAGUCGAUGGACUCGCCCAGAGGUCUCUGUACAAACAAGCGGCUGCUGGUGGAGAGUGGGUGAGUUGUGUUCAGCCUCAUUGCUAAAGAAAUCAGGCACAGCUAAAAAGAUGUUUGGUGUCUAGUACUAUGGCUGGGAUCCUAUAUGUACUGUUGAUGAAGUUAGGUGCUGUUCUGAGCAUUAUUUGUGACUAUAGAGUGGCGUUUUGGUUGAGUGCGUGGCUCUCUGUAUUGCUAUCACUUGGUCAUUACUUAAAUUGGUAUAACUAGAGAAGCAAGCAGUCGGCAACAUUCAUCUCUCGACUGGGUGUCUAACUCAAUGUUACGGUGUGUUUGACCCUUACUCAAUUUUACACCGCAAUAUCCCUUUAAUGCUCACUGCUUAUGACCCCUCAAAAACAUUACUGUGAGCUGUUAAAUAUUUCCAUCCUGCUGUGUCUUACUCAUAGACUGUAUAUAGAAUGGACGCCGUCUGCCUCCUUGCUGGGUGAAGCCACCCUGAGAACAGCACCCUCUGUUGAUGGGCUACAGUAAAGGUCAUAAAUCCCGCCUCCUCCAGCAAUCCCUAUGGAGCUGUAGACAACUUUAGAAAUUUAUAACACAGAAGCUAAAUUUUUCUCCCCCCUGGUGGUGAUGUGGACAUGUAGUUAUUGUAAGAUUGGUUUGUGCUCAAGUCCUCUUUCUUCUGUGCAGCUCCAUUUUUAAAAGUUAUCAGGGGGUUCAUGUUUUCUAUGAUUGACACUUGAUACAGCCUAUGGGCGUACAAAGAUUGCGUAUGCUGUUUGAACCGAGCGUCAUCACAGCAACUCUUGGCGGCUCUCCUGCCAAUUCAGGAAGUGAAGAAAAAAGUGGAAUUACCAAAAGCUUUUCAGCUUCAAAUCCAUAUACUGGCGGAAGGCGGAACCAAGUUGUCCUUAGUAUAUACAGUCUGUGGUCUUACUACUAUGAACCCCGGAAAAUAAAGUCAUAUUCACUGACGUAGAGGUAGUGUUAAUAGUGGAGUAGGGACGCAUAGAUGUGGGAAAGCAAAAAGCAAACUAGUUCAUCAACCGUUUGCAAGUUGAACAAACACUAACAACCGACCAGAAGACGCCCACUAAUGGAAAGGGUGCAGAAAUAGCUCUGAAGGUCCACCCAUGAGGUGUUCAGAUUUUCACAUCAUCCUUGCACAGGCCCUCUUUUCAUAUUGCUGGAUUAGCUGUCACUCUGCUAGGAGUUGAUAAAUACGAAGUUAAGGGGCUGAUUUUAAUACCCAGCUGAGUCAGCCUUCUUAUUGUACGUUUUUUUAAACCAUCCCUCCUCCUCUCUAAAACUCGGUAUCCUCCCCUCUGUUCAGAGUCAAGCCCAGCAGGGAAAGCCUUCUUUUAGCUGUGAAGCUGGUUCUUAGUUUCAGCCUGUGCAGCUGUCAGCUUCUAUCUCUGUGCGUGAGUCUGUGCAAGAGAGAAUACUCCAGGGUGCAUUAGAGAGGGUCGAGAGAUUAGAUACCGAGCGCUGAUAUCUCCCGUCUCUCCCUCUCACUACGUCUCCUCUCUGCUGCCGAUGUCCGGCCCAGGAGAAAAGGCUGGUGGAGGAGGCUUUUUAAAGAGGCAGAGGAAGAGAGAUGCUCCCUGUUGUGAUUUCUGCAGACCUGCUUCUUUCAUUCUCCCUCUUCAUCAUCAUCUUCUCUUCUGCUUUCUUCUCUGAAACUAGCCCUUGUCCCAUGGCUGCACUCCAGCAAAAACACUGCAACAAAACUGAAACACAGAGACGGGACUGCGCUUUAUUCUAAGAGAGCUACAUAAAAAAAGAAAAAAGAGAAACAUACAAAGCUUCCCUGAGCGCUGAUAUUUUGUUGUUGUUUUGUUUAAAACAUUUUUUUAUCUCCAAGCCUUGCACAGCAGUUUUGUGUGUCAGCUGGGAGCAGCUAUAGAUUCACCUUGGAGAUGGCUUUAUUGAUCGCUGUCUCUGGGGGCUGCUACACACCUUCAAAUUCAUUGAGUGAACAAUCGGAGAGCUGUUUUAAUUGCUGUGUGCUUUUACCCUGUAAUGGCGGAAACAGAGAAAUUGAACCAUUGGGGAAAAGCAGACAUGUAAGGAGAAAUACUGCAGGGCACACAGCAACCGAGCAAUUCAAGGAAACUAUUCUGCAUGCAGGAGACGUCGACAUGGAGAGCUGUGUGCUUUAGAUACUGCAUGAGCUACAUGGUGCAUGUCAUAAAUAUUAUCUCAUGCUUGCUUAAAUUAUUUAAUUAAUUAUCAUUCCUUCACUGAUGUGGCACUUUAGUGUCUGAACAUUUUUAAGUUAUUCAAGUGCACUUUUAAAAAAAUUAUAAAAAUGACGGAAUAAUGAGAAUUAGUUUGUGUAAAUGGGUAAAAUCCUUCACUAACAGGCCUGUUUAACAGAUUAUUUAAACUGUAGGUGCAAUGCAACAUUACAAGUAAGCUUUAGUCCACUAAGUCAGCUUGACAGUAAACUACAAAUAUCUGUCAUAAUAUCAGAUCUCCUCCUCACGAUUACUUACAGCUAGCUAACUAGGGGCAGCUGCUUCUUCCUCUUCAUUUCCUUUGUUUUAUAACAUGUGAAAACAAACAUAAAGAACCACUAUUUUGGACAUUUACUUAAGUGCUGGAUCCCUAAAAGUCAGUUCAGACAAAAAUACCUGCUCAGUGAAUGCAGCUGAACACAUUUUGCAAAAAUCUCAUCCAAGACAAUGCAAACAAGUGCGGGAUGAUGCAAAUUGAGUGGGGGGUGGGGGGUAAAUCUAAAAAUACCUUUAAAAGUGAAACAAGAUCCACUGCAAAGGGUUUCUAAUUUACAUUACCACCCAUUUACUUUACAUUAACUUAAUAACCAAACAAGGUCACACAAAAUAUUGAAUUUAAGAUUGUUUAAAGGCAUGUUUGACAAUUGGAGAGAUUGGUAAUUAUAUUAGAAAAAAGAAUGAAAAAAAUCUGUUCACCCUAGCAGGUGCAGGGCUGCAAAAACAUUGACUAAUGGAAGCCAUCCGUCCCAGACAGCUCCUAUUGGUCAAUCUCCUGCUCCGCCUCUCCACCCAAUCACCUUGUUGUAUUUGACACACCCCUCUCCUGUAGUUUCGACUCAUCCCCUCCCACUCUCCCAGCCCUCCUUGGAGCUCUGAGUGGCUAAAAGUAGCGUAGCAGCUUAGCUACAGGGGCUGUGAUGGAGAAGGAUGCAAAAAAGAAAAACAACACAUCUGCUUGCCCCACCGUCCAAAGUGCUAAGAAAACACAAGCCGACAGAAGGAAGGGCAGAGUCAAAGAGGAAAUGUGACCAAGCGAGGAAUCUAACUUGAAUAAACCUGGGGUCAUCCUUCGAGCGGUGGAGAAAGCGCUGCCAGGAUUUGGGCCUGAAAACAGAUGCCUAGACAGCAGAGUUUUUGUUGAACAGGUAAUUUUUGCGUUUUAUCGUGGCACAUGUGACAUAAAUAACUCUUAUUAGACUCUGCAAUGUCAACACGGCAGCUACAGACGGUGCUCGCUAGCAGAGCUGGCGUUUACUGCCGCUAGUCACUAUCAAUCCGACAUGGUGAAUCCUAUUUGAAGCUAGUGUAGGACCUUCUGCCGGCCGGCUUCUUGCUCUGCCAGAGGUGGUGUGUCGUGGGGAGGGUGAUUCAGGUUCUGUGGGGAGUUAUUGUGGAGCACAUAGGGGAGAGAUUUGUGUGUGGGGGUUGAGAUGCUUUUUUUCAAAUCUGCCUCAACGGCUCCGUUUUUUUCAACUGCUUCUUAGAUUGUCAACCAUGCCUUUAACUGCUACCAUCAAUACAUACGGUUAAAGAAACCUUGUGGUGAUCUGCAGCUGGAUGGAUCCAUGCAUGGAUUGCAGGACAGGAUGUUGCUCCACUUCUACCUGUCAGAAAUGGUUGAGUACAGUAGCUCCUCAGGCUGCUCUCAUAUCUGUACACAUUAACUGUCACUAGUUCCUGACACUCAAAACCAGCCUGAGAUGGUGACGAACAUUUUUGCCACAGUGUCAACAGGCAGCCAGCUUUCUUUGCUUUUUAGGGAUUUGUGUGAAACUUUGUGCGUUGUAGUAAGUUAAGACUCACCUACCAUUGUCGUAUUUUACACAAUUAUAGCCCCUGUGAGGGUGGACUGAAAUUCAUAUCAGGCAUUUCAGAAUGUUGUUCAGCUAUAGUUAGGAGGAUUUCAGUUUAAAAAUGUCCCAUUUUUUUAACCUUUGUUUAACUCAUUAUAUUAAACACUACGUAUGCGAGUGGCAUUCCUUUUACAAAGCGCCAUGAGCACCAAGAAAGGGCUCAUAAACACAGUGGCAUUUACACAUGGCUGUUUCAACCCUCACAUCAUCCAUCACUGUUUUAUGGCUAGUUAGCUCCACUUCUGCUGUACAGACCAGCCCCUCUUUCCCCUCCCCUCCCCCCACACCACCAGCACCACCAUACACACCCUCUCUCCCAUAGGGCAUCUCCAGUGAGGCUUGUAAAAAUCAUUACACACCUCACCAUGAUGCAUGCAUGUCCUGUUCAAUUACUUCCACAGGCUGUUUUUUUUUUUUUGACAAAAUACUGAUACUUGGAGUGAAUCCAGAGUCAUUAUAUUUUUUCAGACCUGUUUCGGGGGGUGGGGGGGCAAGUAUGGUGAGAUAGUUAAGAUGAUAGAUGUGUAAGUUAGAUCGCUGUGUCAGCCAUGUUUCAACACAGAAGCAUGGAAAAAGGCUAAUCCCUCAAAAAUGAGGAAAGAUUUUCAAUAUUUACAGAGAGAGUUUUCUUGAUCUUCACAGAUUAUCUUCACCAUUUUGAAAGCCAUGGUAAGUUCAUGACAAAUAGCAGGAUGGGGAGGAUUUAAGUACCGUUCCACAAGUGUAUGAAGAAGAAGACACGGAAUGCAAAAGAUCUGGCUUCUUUCCACAAGGAUGUGUUUUUUAUAACAUUUCAGAGCUGCAUCUCUCUUCGUCCCUGCCUCCAACUAUUUCACAUUUAUUAUUCAGGGGAAAUACAUUAUUUCAUUGUGUUGUUUGGACUGCAUAUUAAAGUUGAGAAGUGUUGUAGACUUAUGAAUAAGCAAUGAGUACGGCAAACUCCUACUGUGCCGCACUGCGCUGGAGUCAUUUGUGCUUUCUCAUUAGCGAAUGUUCAAAAAAACUCAAACGUGUGCUAAAGAGACAAAACAAUCUGUUGGAUUCUGGUUUGUCUUUGCGUUUGCUCGGGCUUAAGGCUCCCGGCAGGUUCUCUGUGUAACUGGUGGCAGCUGUUUACCGCAGAGCUGUGCAGAGGCUCAUUAUUAGAGCGUGAAGCUUGUUAUGAGGCCGUGUGAGAGACUCGUUAGUCGCUAAUUAUUUCUGAGGAGCUGCCUGGCAAGUCUGAAUGGAAAUGAGUAAAGAGAGACGCACAGUACAGUACAUUACAUUACAUUAUAGGAGGAGGGGGAUUGUCUUCGUAGUGACACGGGUCAAAUAUGUCCACAAUUUUAACUGUGUGUCUUAAUCUGCAGGGAGUGUGAGUUUGGUGGAGGUCAUUCAGGCUUAAGUUCAGAUAUAGGUUUAGAGAAGAUAUAACAAGUUAUACAACACCAGUUUGGAGACAUGACUUUAAACAACAAACACACACACACAUACACACACACACAAAAUGCUGCUUGAGCUGUAAUAUAUUCGGGUAGUUAAGACAUUUCUGCAUUUUGAGAGGUCACACCACAAUAAUGUUGGUAGUAAUUGCUUCAGACCAACUGAAAAGGUAUUUUUGAAUGUCAUCAUGAAGACACAACCACUGAAAGUUAAAUUAAAAAAAGAAAACUAACAACUAAAGACAAAGGCAGACAGCUAGCUGGAGUGCUUUAGGUUGGGAAAGUCAUAAGGCUGUCAGCAUUAACACAUUAAUUGGGAUGCAAUCGGGAAUGUGUUGUUUGCACAUUGUAAAGCAGAGCCAUCUUGCUGCUUUUGUGGUAGAAUAUACCCAGACCUGUGACUCGGGUCUAAAAGACAUUUUCCUGUUGGCAUGUUAUGACCAUAGACCGUAUAUACUAUGGACAACUUGGUUCCACCUCCUGCUUGUAUACGGAUUUGAAGCCAAAAAGCUCGCAAUAUUUCCGGGAUUUUUCUUCAUUUCCUGAUACCAGUGCUGCGCAGUAGCGUUGUGUGCAUUUAGCGGGAGAGUCGCCGAGAGUCGCUGGGGUGACGCUCGGCUCAAACAGCGUAGCUCAACGGAUGAGCUACGCAAUCCCUGAAUGCCAAUAGGCUGUAUCAGGUGUCAAUCAAAGAAAAUGUGAACCCCCUUAUAACUUUUAAAAACAGAGCUUCACAGAAAGAAGAGGACUUGAGCACGAACCAGUUUACAAUAACUACAUGUCAACACCACAAGCAGGGGGGAGAAAAAAUUAUGUUCUGUGUAAUUAAUUUAUAAAGUUUGUCCACAGCCCCAUAAGCUUUGCUGGCAGAGACGGGAUUUAUGACCAAUCCGUGUUGAAAGCGUUCCGUCAGUGUCACGUCUCUGUUCCGUCAUGCAGUACUGUCUUUCACCCACAGGAUGCAUAUUUGGAGCAUGGCAGCAGCGAAGUGCAGCCCUGGUUAGCUGGGCUCAGUUUAGAGGAAACAACAUGCUCACAACAGGUUGUUUUGCCUUUCUGUGGUCUAUUUCCUGCUAAUUUGGAUAUAAUUCAGUGACUGCUGAGUUUCUACUACAUGUGAAGAAGCAACGUGAUUUUACAGUUUGGGUUUUUGUAGGUUUACUCGUGUUUAAUAAAGUGAACUAUGUUCCUUUAUGCUGUGCUGUUACCUUCAGACAGAGUUAGCAGUUAAAAGUCCUGUUGGGGUCCACAUGGAUCAGGGAUUGACCAUUGGAUUGUUCUGUUACUUAUAAAUCCAUAACCAGGAAGUAUUUCUCGCCUACACAAACUGAUACACAGUCAGGAGUCCGCAUAUGGUGUUUUAUCUUGAAAUAUACCGGAUGACACUUAUUCACCUCACGCUGCAGGAUGGUCAUGGUUGUUGUUCUGAUCUUGUUCAUGGCCUGGUUGUCAUCUCCAUGUUCACUUUCUAAAGUCAGCUCUUUUCAUCCUCUGUAAGUACAUUCUCCUGUUGUUGUCCUUGCUCUUCGUUUUUUUUUUUCCCUCCUUCCUUUUUCGUAGCUUAUUAUCUCAUAUUUGUUUGGAUUUAUUAUACAGCCUACAUUGUAUGUGCAACAUUUAUGGGUUUUCUUUCUAUUAUGGCCGCUGCAUAUAAAAAUGAGAGACUUUCCCAACAAUAAAAUAAGCUGAAAUUUUAAUUAGCAACUGCAGAAGCUUGAUUUGUUGGCCUUUGGUGGUUGUUCAAAUCUGCAUUGUGGCAUCAAAACAGCCUCCAUCAAUCAUUGCAGAGAUUUCUUCUGUUUUUUUUUUUUGCUACCUUUUGAGUUCUGAGUUGAAGCUGGUCUGUUUCUGUGGAGUUUGAUUAAAGAGAUGUUUCUGCAGCACCUCACAUGUUUUUCAUGCAGAGCACAGACAGAGGACAGAAAUAGACUCAGCUCCAGCCCUGAAUUUCUUAUUGUUCCAAGAGGAGCUCUGAGCCAGACAACUGAUGUGGUCCUUCAGAGCAAAACAAGGCGUCUGCUGGAGGAGGAUCCGGCCUCAUGAGGCUGUUUUCUUCCUGAUUGUGACGAAGCGGAAAGACUGGAGUUAGGAGCUCAUAUUAUUCAGUUAUUGCUGGAGACACCUGUUAUCGUGGAGAGGAAACGGUGUGUGCAAUUGUAGGGAAGUUUGACGGUAGCAAAUGAUUCUAGAAAAUAAAACUGAUCCCCUGUGUUAAUUUUCAGGUAAAAGCUAAAUAGUUCAAAUGAAACUAUAUCGAGAGGGUCUGAUCUUCCUCCUCCAGACAAAGUGAGGUAUCAUUCAUUUAUUAUUCAUGUGUGCCCACCAUUAAGAGGAAAGAAGCACACAGGCUGCUGUUUGGCAUUAAAUGAACAAGAGUCUGUGAUUAAGUUUUGAUAACCUAAAAGAACUCUGACGCAUUAACAAUACUUUUGUUUGCCAAGUUUCCCAUAAAUAAUACAGUUACUAUUUCAGCUAAUAGCAGUAAGUGUAUUACUACCUACACUAUAGCCCUACAGUCUAUUAAACACCUUAAACUAAUAAUGGAUCUGCUGGAAUUUAUUGAACAUGAUUAAACUUGAAGAUAUUUAUUCAUGCCAUUGUUAUUCCGAUAAUGUCUUAACCGAUGAGGCCAGCCUCUGCGUCUCUCCUCAGACACAUGUUCGAUGUAAAGCCUCUCACCUGAUUUGUACUCAGAGACAUGGUUGUUAUUCUGAACUCUGUGCUCUCGCCGUGUUUCUCUGAGGAUGAGAUCGUCAAAGUGUUGAUGCGGUGAUUAUUUCUCGUGCAGAGGUGGCGCCUUUGUUGUGUUGGACGUCAGAAAAAAAAGAAAAAAGGACUCGUCCUUGGUGUUCUGGCUGAACCCUCUGGCUCAGGAAGCCGUGUUCUCCUUUUAACCUUUUUUCAUUUGAUUAAGAGGGAAAACAGUGUUUGACCUGCGCUGUGGGGGAGGCAGGAUGGCUGCUGGGAUUUGGGCCAAAACAGCAGGAAACUGAGCGCAAGUGGAGGAGCUGGCAGAGGGUGAUGAAGGUCCAUGCACACACACAUAUCCACAAGUCCCUGUGUGCAUUUCUAUGCAGGAACACAAGCAAACACCCGCAGGGAUCUACCUGUAACAGUUUUUGCACAUAGACAUGCUUAUGAACAUCAUUACAUCAUUAAAUACAACACCAAAGACCCAUACAUCAUCAACACACACUCUCUGCAAGCUCCUACUAGGGAAAAAUGUUAUUUUGUCAUCCUUGUAUAAUUUUCUGCGUCCACCCAAUCCCAUUCGAUUACUUAGUCAUGUUAAAAUGUUUGUAGAAUUUGUGUGUUGAGCUUCAAGCUUAAGGCACAUUCAGCCUCUGCCUGUUGACAAUGUGGCAAAAACUGGUUCUGUUGACAGGGUGUGUGAUGAUGACAGUAUCACACCCCCCACAGUCCAUGGGGACAGAUAUGACAGCAGUUUGAAGAGCAUCCUGUCCUGCAAUCCAGGCAAUGGCAAUAGAGCUAAUGAGAGCAUCUGAAGAUUGUGUUUGCAGCAAAUGUUAUCAGUAGAAAAAACAGCUGAAAAUGAAAACUUUUGACAGAACGUUCCAGGUUGGAAUCUUUUAAAAGUCACUCGUUCUGCUGCUGUGGAAACUGCAUACACUGAUGCAAUGAAAAUAGUAAAAUCACAGCUCUAUUCACACAUACUACAGUCAAAGAGUUUGUAAUCACUUCUCUGCUGAAGGACUUAUUUGUGCACAGGCACAUUGUGUCCUUCAGCAGUGUUUCAUUAUACUACCAACUACCAGCCUGGCAUGCAUUCACCAGCAUUUGUUCCCUCAGUGUUGUCAUAUGAUUAUUUGAAAAUGCAAAGAAAAAGAAAAAAUAAGGAGGUUGUUCUUCUCUCUGCCAGAGCAACUUUAAACCAUAAGCAGUAGUGUCAAUAAUAGUGAAACAGUUGUGACAUUUGCUGCAUUUGAUGUUUAAAGGUAAGUCAACUGCAAAACUUCAACAAGACAGCAAGUUGACUGAAGACAGAAAUGUCAUAAAAAUUCCUGCAAAAGUCCAGUUUUCACUGUCUCAUACUGCCUUUGGUGGAAAAAUUCAGCCCGAUGUAAACUAUAACAAAUAAUCUGGCUCAUAUUUGAACCACACCAUGAUGGAAAAUGUUCAGUUUAAUAUUGAUUUGUCCUGCAGGGUGGCUGGAAAGAGUUAGUUGCUGUGGAAGUUCCACCUAAUGUUGGAUAAGAGGUAUUUUAUUUAAGAUAUCAAUGAAUUUGAUACAGGCACCCUCAGUGUCACUUCUGGACAUUUUUUUUUUUUUUUUUAGUACCGUUAUUAAACCUUUCCUCCCUCCAAAGACUAAUAAAGAGCCUAACAGACUUGUGCUGUUUUGCUUUAUUUGUAAUUUUCCUUCACUUUUGAUAAAAUUGCACAAAUGGUUUGCAUAAACACUGCAAACAAAGGUUUUGGGCACAGUCUUAAAAUGCUAACAGGGUUGACAGAAUCCUGAGUCUUAAAAUCACAUUUGACUCAAGACUUUACACCCACAGUACGAGGGUUUACAUUUUUAUGUUUUCAUGCAUUAUUUUGCGAUAGAGAUUUCAUUGUUUUUAAAGCUAAUUGAAUAAUAAUGUUGUGUUUCAUUGUAAGGCUGCACAAAGAAACCAUCUCCUGAAAAUGUGGCUGCAGAUCUGAGGUCUUCUUGAAAAGUCCUUGAAAAAAGAUUAAACUCCCUCCAGCUCCAUGCUUGCUGUUCUUACAGAGCCUGACCUCUGACCUCCCAGUGGAGAAGAGCAUUUGAAAAGUGAAAUCCUUUGUAAAGUAGAUAUGUUUCUUUCCUUUACCAUACAGCAUUGAUCCCACAUGGGUCGUUUCUCAUGCCCUCGCUCUUCUGUACUGAAUUGAGCUUUUAAAUAGGCUCUGGGUGCUAUACAGACGUUAUAAAAAUCAAUCUCCUGGCUCCAUUGGUAUUCAAUCUUCAGAUGUGCUACAACAUAGUGUAACCACUGUGCAUCACAUAAUGAAGAGCAUUGAGAUUCAGAUGCUGAUGCCACUGUCCAAUUUUCCCUUGAGCCAUUAAGCUCGGGCUUAGAUUCAAGCAUGACAGAUUUUACCUCCUACUGUUUGAACAAAGCAGCAACAGCAACUAUAUUUACAUUUCUGCAUAGGAAGCUGUCUAUUAGGGGAAAUUAGUUAAAUUAGCAUGUAAUAAAAAUGCAAUUCUGUUUAGUAGAAGUGUAAUUGAACAGCACAGCAAUAUAUACCCUUCUCUUUCUGAGCGUAAAAGAGGAUGCACAUACAUCAGCCUAAUUACCAUUAUAAUAGCUAUAAAGGCACACUCUGCUGCAGCCAAUUCCUCUGCUGUUAUGAAGCCAUUUCAAGAAGCCGAAAGCCUCUCGAGAGUACAGUAUAUGCACCCCGAUGCAGCACCAGCCAUCUCACACACACUGCGCAGCAUUGACAUUCAGAGGCUGAUGCUGCUGGCUGCAGAAUCUCACAGCUUGCAGCAUCUAUUUUUGCAACAAAUACAGGAAGUGGAUGUAAGUAUAUGUUAAUAUUCAUGCCAAGCCCUGUGAUGUGGUUUCAAAUGCUGUGGCAAAGGAUGAAAAGGGUAAAUUAUGUCAUGGCCUCUAAGCAAUCAUCCUAUUCAACCAACGAACAAUAGAGGAAAGCGAACCAUUAUUCUCCCUCACCAUGACAUAACAUCAGGUUGGCGUAUUUAUUGGGCUAUUAUAGUGAAACCGUCAUGUAGUCAUGAGAUGAUCUGACAUGCCCACUGAUAUGCAGUCCUUUUAGAAAAUUACUGAAAUGACUUGAAUAUAAGAAAAUGGUCAUCAAUACAGCAGAGACAUUAAAUAAACUGUCAAAAAGCCUGCACAUACGGCGUUACAGAGAGAAAUUUACAAAGAUGGCACGUCAAAAGAUGGUCUUUAAAUAAAACAAACUAAGAUAUGCCCAUAAGUAGACAUUCCUGAUGGUCUUGUUUGCUUUUGGAUAUCAGAUAAAGACGUCAACAUGAAUUUAAGUCUACUCCUUUGAUGUAAAAACUUCUCCCAAGACCCUUCAAUUGUUUUCGUUAAGAAGAUUUGGUCUCUAGAAAGUCUUCCUUUAAUAAGUAUGGGAAAGGAUUUAGUCAUCCGUAAGCAUGUGUAGUUACAAUGGUAAAGAUGAUCAUUACUCAAGCAUUUUGAUAGUACUUAAAUAAAUAACCCAGGAAAAAAGUUCCAGAGUGACUACUGACAGGAAGCAUAUUUCUACCUACCUUAGGGUGGACAAACAUUUGUCUUUACUGUGUGAUGCAUUGAUUUGUCCCACUCACUGACCCUUUACACACUUUUAACACACUUUUAUGAAAUCUUUGUAUUUUUAAAAUAAGUGUCACUGAACAAUGUUUACUAUGUGUGUAAACAAGACAUUCGAUGGAGUAAGUCUGAGGUUUCACAUGAAGACCGGAGGAAACAUCUCCUGCUCCUUCUAUCACGGCUGUAAUUACCACAUUUCAUUUCUCAAACAAACAAACGAUACAAGGCAUCGCCUCAGCACCCGCCCACAGCUAUCUGCUACCUCACAUUGUGUCUUCUCUCUCUCUGUCAAACACACAGUCUCAUAUCAAUCCCUCUCUUUAUUAUUUUAAUAUGCGAGUCUCUCUCACAAAUACACAGAGCCCGGCUCUCAUAAACACUGACCCACUCAUUAAUUCAUUCUUUGUUGUUGAUUUAUUCCCUCGCUUAUUGCUCAUAACGUAAACCAAUUCUCUUUUUCUCAGUAUUGUGAGCACUCUUUCUCUCAAAUUAAUUUCUUCUUGUUCAUUUCAGAUUUCUUUUGGUGGUAAAUGUGCCUGACUGUAGAUUUUGUGUGCAGCGAUUUGAAGCAAAAGCCGAGUAAUCCACUGUUUAUCUUGGAGAUAAUGAUAAUGCUUCAGGGUGAGCAGGCCUUUUAUGGCCUCAGUUAUGACAGUGUGUCAAUUACAGAUGAAUAUUACCAACAGAUAGAGCAUUGGAAAGCUCUAUAUUUGAAACAUUGUAACAAUGAAGCCAAUGUAGAUGAUCAUGAUUACACUUAAAGAGGUCAUUUGUGGGACUUACUUAUGUUUGCACAGUAAAAGAUGCAGUUAGGUUUAUGUAUAUAAAUUAAAAUGACAUUAUAUAAAUUACAGCAACCCUCUGUUAGAUCCAUAAUCAGAAUCAGCCCAUCAUGGUGUCUGAUGGCACGUGCAUUAUCAGGAUAUUUUAAUGAUGUACUCUUUAGAUAAUUACUCUAAGCCGUUACAUUCGUGAGUGUGGACACUGUGCAGGGCUUCUCUGCUUAUGUAGCCUGUCAUAGUCAGUUAUCAUAAUUAAAAACGCAAAGAAUUGAUGUUUUUAUGAGUUUUUGAAUUUGAAAUCUGGAGUUGUAAGCAAACUGCAAUCCACAUCUCUCUGUAAAUGCCUUUAAUUUUGACAAAAAGCCAAAAGGUUUUUGUGAAAUAGAAAUGUUUGUUACUCCAGAUCUUUGCAAUGACUUGGCAAGAGAGAUGUUUUUAAGCUUCUUGGCUCAUAAAGAAUAUAGCCUGUAGCCAGAGGCUAAGAUUCUAAAAAUGCUUACUUGUACCAUAAAAUGUACAAGUGUUUAAUUUUACUAAAUAAAGAGAUGAGUGAGUGGACUGGUGAUAGAUUAUUUUGCCAAAUUGAAUUAAAAAGUGUCAAGAAUAUGAUUUUAAUGUUAGCUGGUGCCUACAGUAAUGAAAUAAGGAUUUAAUGGGAUGAUUAAGGACGUGUACUUCAUGCAGCUGGUGUGUUUCAGGUGCAAAUCUGGUGCUUAGAAACACUGUCACCCAGUUAUGAAUGAAAGUAUCUAACUUCUAGUUUUACCCUUCAUAGGGUCAUUCUUGUCAAGAAGUUGCUGUAAUUUUAAUGAAGGUAAUAAUGACAAAUAUUGAAGACUCUUAUAUAUUUGGUUAUUGUAAAACCUGUUAUAUAAGCUGCACAGGUGUAUUAAACACCUGCAGUUACGGGUUGUGCAUAGAUUUGUGACAUAAGAGGUGUGCCUGCAAUGAGACAGGUCACUGAGACCAUGUACAUGUUUUGUACAGUCUGUGAUCUUACACUGAGGAGUCUUCACACUUUAUUGUUUCUUCAUGAGUUGAAGGAAUCAUCAGUUCAGUCAGGACCAAUUUAGUCAAAAUUAAUUAUUUAUAACAAGCAAACAUUUUCACAUUGGUGGUAUGGCUCUGUUCUGAGAGUUCCUUGCUCUUCCAUGCGCUUGCAUGGAACACCACCGCUAUAAGAGGGAAGAGCUCCUCUUCGCGCUAGCUUGUAGCCUAACAUUGUCGGUGUAGUAGCAGAAGCAGGGAACAUAGGAGCUCUUCAGCACUCGGACACUAAUGUCUUUAGGGACAUGAUUAAAGUUAAUAUCAUAAUUAGCUUUCUAAUGACAAUUGAAAUCCACUACCACAAACACUUGUUUCGCAAUUGUCCUCUCUACUUCUCCGAGUCUGGCCUGCAUAGUGGGGCUCCCAGGGUGGAGCUUGGAUUUGUGGUGUAUGAAAUCUCACUGUGACUGAACCUGCUGUUUGGGUCUGCCAGAGAUUCACAGAGAUUUGAAUGAAGAAAUACUCAGAAAGGCAAUUUCCCACUUAUUUUUCCCAUGAUGUUUCCUGUAGCAUCAGAAAAAUGACAUAUGAACAUGUAGACAACAAGAAAAACAUGAUUUUCAUUAGAGUGGGUUUUUAACAUAGACCAGAAAACAGACAGGUUUAACCAAACUACUAUGACGCUGCCCAUUAGGAAUUAGUGACACCUAACAGCUGAUAAGAACUAACAAGAGUGAAAUGAGAUAAGCAGUUGCAGCUUGCAUUGACUAAUUUGUUCAUAGAGAGGUAUUCUUGCAUAAUAGCAUCCCUCUCAUGAUCAUUAUAUUUUCCUGUGGUCUCUAAAUGUGCCAAACAUUGGAUCAGAAUCAUUCAUGGAUUUUGCAUUGUGGACUUUAAAGUUAAGCAGAAAAAGACAAAUUAUUAUCCCUGAGAGCAUCUUCAGAGGCUCUGUCUCUUCCACAACAGUUUUUAUGUCCCAGCUUUGAAUAUUAUCAAGCAGAGAGGGGCUGUGGGCAUUGUUACCGGCUUCAGCUGCAUAAUGUCAAAUCAAUACCUGGUGCGUUUCAGGUUUCACAAAUGAAAAAUACAAGCAGAUUUGAUCAAUGUACAAGAGGGAUGUAUGACUCCAGGCUUGUACUGUUCUUGUUAUACAAGACAGAUCCUCAGAGCAGCCUCGGUGUAUGACCGGCUGAAGUUAAUCUAUGAACCAGGAUAAAAAUCAGCUGCUUAACUGAUGCAGGUUUGACUUAUUGGCAAAGAGAGCAGGACAAAUCUAUGAUUAAUGAUGAUUAAUGGCGCUCUGCAGAAAUAAAUAGAAGGACUCAGACUAGCUUUGAGUAGCUUUGUAGCACAGAAACCUCUGAUGCGUCUGUUGUUUGCAGGAAAACUCAGACUGCCUGAUAAACUUCAGAGACAGUAAACCGCAGAAUUUCUUUCAGGAGACAUGAAAGCAUGCAGUGCUUUUUCAGAUGAAAUCAAACUCUUCAUGUGUGACAUUGGAUCUCCCAAAAAGGAAAACACAUGAUUGACUCUGUUGACCGAAAUUCCUUCAUCAUGAUAGAAACGACUGUGACAGACACAGUGCUGAUAGUGCAGUCUGAGUAAUUUCAUGAACCAAAUAUGGAGAAAAGAAAAAAAGAAACUUCCUAUUGUGGCUAACUCAAAUAAGCAUCACGCCUCUCUUAAAAGGGAAAUGCAUUAUUUGUUUUUGCUGCGGUGUGGUAGCUGCAGGUGUCUGUUAAACUCAAAACACAUGCAGCUCAAGCACUGAAGACCAGAACAUAAACUAAUUAAUCCAAUUAAUUUUAGCAUCCCACUUACUUUAACUUACUUUUGCUGGCUGUGUCCUGUACAGACUUCUGUCAAAUUCGAGCUUGCCAGAGUCUACUCCUCCAAACAUGUUGCACUGUUCUUGAUUUCAUUUGCUGUAAAAUCUGUGAAAGUAUCUUUUAGCAUCUAGCACGUGGCGAUGUUUGCUGGAUCAAAUGGCAAGAUGUGAAAUUUGCGUGUAGGUGAGCACAUGUCCCAACUGCUUCAGUAUACAAGUCCAAAUCCUUCUUUUCAUUUUUUCAGUCCUUACACAGCUCAAGUUGAAGUCAGGUCACAAGUCCCAGAAAUAAUGACUCAAGUACUAUAACACUCAAUCUGACCUGGAAGGACAGUUCCUUGUUAGCGAAUGUAAAGUGAGGGUAUUUUACUUCAAAAGUACAGAUCAGACAGACUUCACAAACAAAAGGGACUGAAAGCUGCUCAAACAGAAUCUGCAAAUCACACGUUCUCAUACCUGUUAUGUUACAGAAUGCUAUCAAUAAAAAAAGAGGAAAUUUGCUUUUGCAAGUUUUGCAACUCAUAAGAUCUUGUGGUCCUGCAGAGCUCACUGAUAAAAGCAUGUCACUAGCAAUUAUGCAAGCUUGUCAAGCUGAAGUAAAUAAUAAGUGAUGUUUACCAUUUAGCUUGAGCUUUUCCGUGCCAGAUCAGCUGUCUGUCGGUCCACUGAGACAUGGAAAGAAAAACAACUGUCAGACCAGAUAUGUCCCAGUUCAACAGCUGUAUCCUUUAUGUAUCCUCCCUAAAAAAACAGUCUCAAAAUGAAGGUGGAUUCGAGGACUCCUUGUCCAGAAAAUUUCGAAGUGUCAGAAACAGUUUAAAUUGUAAAAAAUGAAAAUAAAAAGCUCUGGACUAAAUCGAAAUUUUUACUUGGGUCUAAGAUACAAGAUGAGAAAAUUAUGUGAGGAUAAUGUUUGUCAUUUUUGAGUCAUUUUUAUCUGGAAUAGAGAAUUAAUAUAACUUUUACUCUUCAUAAUGUGAUCACAUGAGCAGUCUUCUCUUAAACUGUUGUCUUUCCCAUCCCACAUCCUCCACUCUUAAUUUGUCUCCAAUGGACACUGUCCUCUUGUCCAACAUAGGUAUGUGUUGUUUGUGGUUACCUUUGGCAUGUGUGUUGUUUUUGACUGGUUUUGUUUAUUGGUACAACACUUGAGUCCAAGAUGAAUUUUAUCCUGGGGGACAAAAAGUAUCAUAUCAUAUUGUAAUGUAUGGAGUGAUAUAGUACCAUGUCCUAUCACAGCACAUCAUAUCAUAGCACAAGACGUCUUAACCAAAUCAUAACCUAUGGUAUCAGAUCAAAUUGAAUUGUAUGGUAUGGUAUCAUAUCAACUCAAUAUGAAUGUCAGAUCUUUUUUAUAUCCAGAAAUCACUCCCCUUUCAAAGGCAGCAGCAGGCCUGUGAGGGCUUUUUUAAACAGUUUUGUAUCUCCAGAGAUGACAGUGUUUUAAAAAAGUGGUUUUAAAUUUAGUAACGCCUUCCUCACAUUAAUCACACUCCACAGUGUUCAUGUUAUUAACAGGAGAAUGAGGGAAACUCUCAGACAGUGCAAACAAGUCUGUCAAAUGAGUUUUGUCAUUUUUACACAAUGUCAUGCGAAAUCUUUUUUUUUUCAGUGCACGCUGUGUUUAUGGUUCAAUUUUGUUACUUGGUUUAGUAAAUAUUAGACUUUUCUAUUUGUCCAAUAAUCUAUUCAUUUAUUUUUUCAUUAAUUUGUGAAGAGUGUCUUAGCUAGUUGUUAAUGCCAAAAUAUCUUUCUUGUCAGUUAUAAAGUUUUCUGUAUUUGUGAUCUUUCUUUUUGUUGACUCUGGUUUUGGAGGAUAUGCUUUGGUCUUCUUUGGCUACAAAACCAUUGUAACUUUAUCCCCAAUUAAAAGAGGUUAGGUCAAGACACAGUUUAGAGAGGAGAUCUAGACUGUAUCCCACUGUUAGAGAAAAACUUCAGCAUUGAGUCACAGUGGAAGGGAGAAGAAGCAGACUCCUGUCUAACAACCAUCUGCUGAUACUGUGUUGGACUUUGAAAGUUGGAUAGAGGGAGAUGCAGAAAGAAAGAAACAAUAGAGGUGAACAACAACAGUUUGGGUCUUUGUUGCUGCUCACUGCUUGUUCAACGCUCCUUAUAGAAAAUGUGAGUGAAAAGUUGCUCUUCUAGUAUUUCUAUUAUUAUGCAAAUUAAAUAUCGUUAACGAAGAUUCAACAGGUUCACAGUUAUCUAUCUUUCUCUCUAAUGAAACUUCUGCGCCUCAUUGAAAUCUUCUGUGUUUGGACUGAAGACAGAAGUUACCCUUAUUUGUUAGGGGGCCUUUACAGCUGGUAGUGACUUUGGAUUACCUCUUAAAAAAUUCCUUCGGCCAGGGCUUUGUGUUUCAUUUGGCUUUGUAUGUUUUAAUUCCCAAGAUUUGUUGCAAUUUCUCUAACAAAACUGAAGAACAAUAAUAAAACACAGAUGAUCCUCUGUUUCUGUUUUACAAAACAUUUCAACCAGAAAGGAAAGUCCUUAAGAAUGCUCUUCAAAUAUAACAACCGACAAAUUUUACUUCAAACUAAAAGACUUUCAGACUUUUUAUUUCCUUCUUUGUACUGACAUUAUUUCCUUCUCUCCUUUGGUUGCUUUAACACUUGCACAAACACUGUUAAGAUGUUUUGCAUAUUUACAGUACAGUCUAAGGAGAUUUAAACUUAAUGUUCUCAGUGUGAAGACUGCAGUUUGAGUUUGAUGGUGAAUAUUCAGCAUAUUCAACCUCUGAAUCUGGUUUGAACUGCUCAUGUAAAUUCAGUUUUUGACUUAAUAAAUAUUGAACUAUGUUAUAGUAUUUAUGCUGUAUUUUCAUAUGUGUCUUGGCCUCAACAGUACGUUUAGUUUCUGAUGAAAAUGCCUCAAACACAAACAGGCGCAUCAGAACUGAACCAUCCAUCAACAUGCCUCUCUCUGUUUCUCUGCAGCCAUGUUCACAGAGGUGCCUCACGACAUGACGGCCCAGAGAGGACAGGAUGUGGAGAUGGCGUGCUCCUUCAGAGGGGCGGGAACACCCUCAUAUUCACUGGAGAUCCAGUGGUGGUACAUUAGGAAUCAUGUGGACUGGACUGACAGACAGCCCUGGACAACCAAUGAAGUGAGUUCAAGAAACAUGCUGAAGGAUUUCUAAUUUAAAGAUAUUAGCAUUUUGACCAACAGCUUUAACUUUAGUUAUCAGUGCAGAGGAUUUUUAAUCUUUUUGGCCAUCAGUACAAACAUCUUUCUGCCUGUUUCCUUGCCACUCAUGUUGGAUGGAAUGGGUCAAGGCUUUCCCAUCUUAAGCUUGGGUCUUUUUAAUACAUCAAACAAUGAGCGUGGUCCAGACCUGCUGUUUUGGAAAGCGUCUUGGGAUAAUGACUGUUGUGAUUUGGCAUUAUAUAAAUGAAAAAAAAAAUAUUGUUUGAUCUAUUAUGAGCCCUAAUCUCACUCCAGACCUCUAUGAUCAAGGAGCAUAGGACUAAUACUUAAAGGUGGGGUAGGCAGGAUCUCAGAAGUGCCAGUUUGUGGCAGAAAUUUUAAAUGUAAACACUAUUCCUCCCCACCAGUUUUCCCUUCAGCUGCUCCUCUCCCCUCUCUCACUGCUUCAGCAGGCCCCACCAGGAUGGGGGUGAUGUGCUCACACUUGUGGGUCUGUGUUAGGAGACAUGCAGCAGAGUUCUGCACAAGCUGCAGGCGGGCAAGGAAAGCCUGGCUAAUCCCUACGUACAAAGAAUUGCAGUAAUCAAGACGAGUUGUGUUAAAGCAUGGAUUAAUUUUUCCAGGCCAGGUCUUAAUAAAAUGGGCUUCACCUUCGCUAUUUGACGUAACUGAUAAAAACUGGGGGGGUAGAUUAAAAGCAAUUAAAAGAGGGCUGAGGAUUGAGCUCUGGGGGACCCCAUGUGGAAGAAGAGCUGUUGACGACACAGAGUUGUCGAGUUUUAUGGUUAUGGUUAAUUAUUAUCAAAAUUAACCAUAAUGAGUGUGGUGAAAAAGGAUGAAAUGCAGGGAUUUUUGAUGAAUUAAUUAAUAUAUUUUAAUGUGUAUUUAUCAUAAUCAAAUAUAACCUGAGAUAUGUCUUAAUGUUAUUAAAAUCAACCAUAAUGAAUGUGGUGAAAUCAGAGAGGGAUUUAUGAUUAAAAAAAAAAUAAUACAUUUUAAUUUGCAUUCAUCAUAAUCCAAUGUAACCUGAGAUAUUUCUUAAUGUAAUCACAAUUAAAGGGAUCACUAGACUGUUUUUGUAAAAUUACUAUUUUCAUUUAAAAGCGAAUUAUUUAUGAAAUAUAUUUAUGAGCGCCAAUACUCACCCAGCACAACCGAGGACACAUUUUGGUAAAACACAAAUUCUUAGUAUUCAGCCAUUCAUGUGGGUGAUAAGCCAGCUGUUCAGUGACCAAAUACACAGAUGUGUAUGGACGCAGUCCUGGAGAAACUGCACAUAUCACAAUAUGGGGAUACUGAGAUAUGUCAUAGCUGAAUUGAUUUCCACAGGGAAAAGGAAGGAAGGAAGGAAGGAAAGAAAGAAAGUAAAUAAGAAAGAAAGAAAGAAAGAAAGAAAAACCUAAUCUAAGAGCACUGGAAGCAUCACCACCAAAGGUGGACUUCCUGCCGGCGAGGUCCCGGACCAGAACCCCUGUGAGCGGAUGUCCAUGCUCACACUACAACAGGGCACCGACAGGAGGUUGUGUCUGGCGUUAUGAGCGCCAAUACACACCCGCCCCAGCACAAUGGAGGAUGCAUCCUCCAACCUCUUCCGAGGUCUGGCCUGUCCCUAAAAGGAUUGCACCCCUGAUAUGUCCCAAUUUCUUGGUGUAGAUGUCAGUCUGAAGCUGUCCCUUUGGAGGGCUUGGCUUUGCCCAAGGAUACUGUACUGAAACCUGUUAACUCAGCCCUGGUCCUCUUAAUUAUUCUAAGUGUUGAAUCUUAGUGAAGAAAAGCACACAGAUUAAAAUCAGGAGAUGAGUCCGUCCUAGUUGCAUUCUGGGAACUUUUUUCAACAUGCAAAUAAACAAAGUCAAUGAGCUGAAUUCUGCAGUAUCCAGACUAGGGUAACAAAGAAAAUCUCUUUCCUUUAAAGCACAUUUUAGUAAGCAUUCACUCACUACUAAUACCAUGGGUAAGCCCCUUUAUUCUUCAUGCAAGUUACAAACUCUUGUUUUUAAUGGUCUCUUUCUGAGUCUCUCUACGUAAAGACUCCUUCCUAAUGUAUAAGGUCUCUUACUUUAUGGUAUCUCAGAAAGUGCUCAGUCAAGAGGUCCUAAGGACCUCUUACCUUUAGAUGCAUAGCUUUAUUGGUUUAGUAUCCCAAACAGGGACUUUCUUAGACCCACAGCCUUAACUGUUUACCCCCCAAUGAUACCCCCCAAUUGUUAAUUUCUGUUACUGUAAUGUUGCAUUCAUUAUCAUUAAGACAUUAAAAAUAUAAAGAAACAAUGGUGUGAGAUUUUAUCUGAAUGAUUAAAUCUGCACAGCAACAGCCUGACCUUACUUAAAACGAAGUUAUGUCAAUUUUUUCAGUGCACAUUUUUGAAAGUAAGCUGUACGCUAUUUCAGCAAGGUUAUAUUCCAUAGCUAGCAGCACAAAACAUGAAUAUUUUGAAGUGGUUUAAUAAUCUGCCAGCAGACUCCUCUGCCAAAUUGGCCGCUAAACUGACACCUCCUCCGAAAGGAUAAGCCCCUGGAUGAUGGCCAGAGCCUGGCCCUAGUAGUACCAUGGAGAGGGGCAGCGAUGGGAGCAGGUGAAGUGAAGCCACAACAGGUGAAGUGUUUGGCGCACAUUGUGGUAGGCUUUAGCUUGGUCAUAUUUUCUGUUGAUUAUGUUGAACGUGCUGAUAACGGUAAUGUCAUAGCCUAGCUAAUCUUUGCAAGUGUGUUAAUCGCAGUGCCAACCUCCUGUAUUUCCUUCCUUCCCCUUGUGGAAAUUGGUUUGGCUAUGACAUAUCCCAGUAUCCCCAUAUUGCGAUAUGUGGCGUUUAUCCAGAACUGCAUCCAUACACAUCUGUGUAUUUGGUCACUGAACAGCUGGCUUAUCACCCACAUGAAUGACUGAAUAGUAAGAAUUUGUGUUUUACCAAAAUCACUGAGCACUUAGUGGUUUUGGUAAACACAGUCUAAAACAUCAUUAAGCUUUUGGGUACAAUUCGGAUAUCUCCCAAGUUAGGAGGAACACCCAAGUGGCAGCCUCUGGACUGGAGAAAUUAUUAGUUAACAAUUCUAAAAUCAGGGGUAAAGGAAAGUGGAAGAAUAGUUUUAGCCGACAAGAGUGUCUUUCUGCUGGCAGCGUUCUCCAAGUGCAGUUAAUCAGACCAUGAGCUCUGUAGCUCUCGGUCUCAACGGUGGUGCAGUCACAGCACAGCGCUGUCCAUGGCGCUGAAAGUGAGAGCAGGUUAUUUUGACUUAAUUAAACCGCAACAACACCACAAUUUUCAUUGUUCUGUAUUGUAAAGCAUUGUAUUUUUUAAAAGUUUUUUUUUUUUUAAACUUGUAACUGUGCCUGUUUGGUGCCAAUUAUCAAAUCACUAUGGCUACUCAUUAAACCUGAGACUAAUUUAAUUAGUAUGAACUUCAGUUAGUGUAUCAGCAACGCUUAAAUAGAGUGGGAUAAAAAAAAAAAAAAGGAGACUAUUAAUAAUUGUUCCCUCCAAUGUAUUUCAUAUGCCACUCUAUAGACUGAAGUCUAGUGAUGAGUCUACAACAAUGCCACACAUUGACCCAACAGUAUAAAACAUAAGAACCCAAACAGCACAAGAACAGAGCCAAGACCAAGAGGACUGAUAUAGUAAUUUAAGUAAAGAAGGAGGAAAAAACAGUUGAACGGCAAAUGGAAAAAUUCAAAAAAAGAAAAUUAAAAACAGCUGAGGCAGACAAAAUCACUAUAGAUGAAAGCAGUCCAUUCAGAUGAAUAAGGAAAUAAAUAAAAACAUUAAAAUCCACUGAGGCCUUAAAGUUAAUUAAAGGAAAAAGCAAUAAGGACAUUAAAGAAAUUUAAACAUUAUCAAGCAUAAAAGUGGGUGUACGUUAAAGCAACAAAGUGGCUACGAUGCAAUAAAAUAAAGAUUUUUUUAAACAACAUUUAAAGGAAGAUAGGAACAAUAAGAAGACAUCUAUGGGAAAUAAACCGUUAGACACAUGGAGGGAAACAGGAUGAGAAAAGGUAGAAGGUAAUAGAAGCAAUAAGAGAAUGACAUCAUAUCAAAGCAAAUCUUCUAAAAGAGAAGUGGGUUUUGAGAAAAGAUGUGACUGAUUCUGUGAGCAUUAUCUCCCCCAAAGUCAAGGGUCACCUUUAGUUUUGAGCUCCCGCUCUUGGACUAUCAAUAGGGCGCUACCUGAAGAUCUAAGGCUGUGGGAUGUCUUAAAAAGGGUCAUCAUUUUUUAUAUAAAGCUUGGGCCAAACUCAAAGUGAUAAGUAGAAUUAAAGGGAGCUGAUGUAGGGAGGCAAAAAUGUGAUCAUGUCUGCCUACACUGGUGAGAAGUCAAGCUGCUGCAUUAUGGAAUAACUGGAGGUGAGAGAGUAUAUAGGAUAUAAUAUGUGAUUCCUAACAAAGGAGAGGACUGGACUUUUCUUAGUGCCACUGCAGGUUCUCCUGAACACACAAAGAAAAGAGCAAGGCGAGCAUUUAUAGGUUGGUUUCUGCUGUAACCUCAUUGCUUGUUGCCACUAAAUCCUCCACACCGCUUCAUUAGGCGUGUAUUUAUAACUUCAAAGUGCAUUAAUGAGUUUUUGGGCCCGUGGGGACAGUAAUAAUCAAACACGGAGAUAAACAGUUUACACCGUUUUCCCUGGUAAAGUGUUUAUCCAUAAUGUUCUGCAAACAAUUGCUAUUAUACAUCUGUAUUCACAGGGAAUUGUUAAUGUUUAUUGGAGUUACAUUUCUCCUCAUCAGACAAGUAUGAGUUUUCAUGCAGGAUUUAUUAGUUCAGAUUUGAAGGUUGAAUUCUUGUGUUUUUCUGUUGUUGUAGGUGGCUCCUGAAGAGGAGAUGCCGAAAGAUGCUACAAAGAUAAGUGUGAGUUAAUCUUUAUCUGCUGUUGUUCUCUGAGUGAAGCUGCAUAUUUUGCCUCAAUGUCGUGUUAAAAUGAUGGAGCACAAAAACCCUCCUGAUUACAUUCACACUUUUUGUUCCGGAUGAUCCGCAGAUGUUGUACUUAUGCUGUAUUACACACACGGAUCAGCUUUUCACUCGGAGCAGUGAGCGCUCCAGACGACACAUCAACAUGUUCCCCUCAUUCUUGAUGGGCUUGUAGAAUCACAGUGUCAGCCAAAGAGCAGGCGGUGCUAGAGCCGGUGGGUGGUUAAGUGUCCUCCUGGAGGGGGCACGGCCUGUGCUGCAUCAUCUUCAGAUUCUCAUAAACGCCCCUGCAUCUUUAUGACUUCAACAGCAAAUUUAGGUGAUAAACAGUGAUGGGGACAGGCUGGAGAGUCAGCACAACUUUUUAUAUCUCCUCCGGUCUCCAUGGAGACUUUGACUUCCUCACCCAGGAGAACAGUUUCCCUCAGCAUGCUGGGAGGAAGACGGUGCAGCCAUGUUGUAACUCAAACGUGAACUUUUCCCCUCUAAUUAACUGCAGAAGUGAGCAGAAUGUAAAUCACCGUUAAUUAUCUGCACAACAGCCCACUCCUUCUGCUAAAUCUCUUUCUGCAGUCCUAAAGCUCCUGUCACCCUAAUCCAAAAUAGCCCUCUAACUAUAUGUGCAGCCUCAUGUGCAUCUAAAAAGGAGUAAAUCAGUCCAAAAUUCAAGUUAUGUCAACCUUUGUCAGUCUCUGUGGACUUUGGUUUAAAAAGAGUGCAGCUAAACUUCAAUAUUAACAACGUUUUCACAUCUGUCAUCCAAUCAAAGGCAGCAAAAUGGAAGCUUUUUGGCUGUUUAUGUCCAAGGACCAGCAACCAAAGGCAGUAGUGGAUAUAUGUCGCAGUAGGAUAGAACUGCAACAAUGUCUGACGUAAUUUUGAUUCAAAGAGGGCAAUUAACAUCGCAAAGCCCUUUCUUUGAAUCUCACCUUUUUUGCUUUUGAAUCUUAUGUCUCUGCAUGCAGCAACAAAAUGUUUUCACAGCGUGACAUACAACCUAAUGAAAAUUUCUGACUCCCAAUUUAGAAUUUCAACCACUCUAUCAGUCUGACCUCUGUCCAUCUGUCCCUUUAUCCCCUCUCUAAACCUAGCUCAGUCGCAGCAGACGACUGUUUAACAUGAGUCUGGUUCUGCUCGAGGUUUCUGCCUGUUAAAGGAAGUUUUCCUCUUCACUGUAACUUGCUAAAUGCUUUAAAGUGUUGCAUUCAUGGUUGAAAAUGGGAUGGGAGUGGGUCUGAUCCUAUCCCAACUUUACACUGGUCUCAUAAAAUAGUCUCUGUAAAUAGUCUAGUCUUGACCAGCUUUUUUGGAAAGCACCUUGGGAUAGCACUUCAAUCAAUCUAUCAAUCAGACUUUAUUUAUAAAGCACUUUCCAUACAAAAAUGUAGCACAAAGUGCUGUCCAUUCAAGCAGGAUAUAAAAGAAAAAUACAAAUAUAGAACCCCAUCCACCCUCCCAACCCACAUUCAACACAUACAACACUCACACGCUCACACAAAAAACAGGUAAGGACUCUUCAAAUUGCCACAGUUAACUGAGGUGUGAAUUGGCACUAUGUAAAUAAAGAUUGACUGAUUAAGAGUGAUUGAAAUUCAGAUUGAUCCUGUCAGCGUGUCAGGGAUUGAAUUAUCCAUUGAUCCUGCUGUAGUGGGAUCACUACCAGUGUCUAAUAAACUCAAAAACAUCUGCAGGCCAUCCACUAUUUAGCAAAAUUUUGACUGACAACACACCUUUAACCAAGUGUUUGAGUCACUUCAGUUGCUAACAAUAUUGUUUCUAUGUUAUUAUGUAUUACUAUCUUUAGCGUGUCAUGUGCUUUAAGGAAACAGUUUAAGACAAUUUCUGUUGAAGAUUGAUGGUCCUUUUAAAUAUUUUACAAAUUGCAGUGGCCUAGCUCACAUUUACUGUUGAAUGUUUGAAAGCAAAACACAUAAUUCAUGUGCCUCUUUAGGCGCCCUGAGAGGAACUGUUACUGAACAAGACAGCACACAUUUAGACAACUGAAAUAUACACUUUGAGGCUGCACAACACCAAUGAUCAUAUGCACUAUUGCUUAGUGCCGAACUAGAGAAUGUUCAUUACUGCGGCAGCAGUAGCUCAGGAGAAAGAGGUUGUCCAGUAACUGGAAGAUUGAUGGUUCGAACCCCACCCUAUCCCUAGUCUGUCUAUUGUGUCCUUGGGCAAGACACUUUACCCACCUUGCCCCCAGUGUGUCCCUCUCUAGUGUAUGAUUGUGAGUGUUGUAUGGUGGUGGUCGGAGAGGCCGUAGGCACAAAUUGGCAGCCACGUUUCCGUCAGUCUGCCGUAAGGCAGCUGUGACUACUAAGGUAGUUUACUACCACCAAGGUGUGACUGUGCGAUGCGAAUAUGUGAUGUAUCCAAUGUAAAGCGCUUUGAGGUCACUGAUAAAAAGCGCUCUGAAAUCUGAUGCAUUAUUAGUAUUAUUAUUAUCUCAACUCUGAUGUCACGAAUGCAUCAUUCUACUUUUAAUCAAAUUUCCUGAGGUUUCAGUCAUUCAAGAAGCAACAAAGUCACCUGGCUAGUCAUCCAGUAUUUGCAUUGAAAUCAUUGUAUGUUAGAGCACCAGUGUGCAUGCAAAGCAAAAAUAUCUGCUAAGGCAAAGGUAUAUAAAGACAAGUUUUCAUUUUUCUUUGUUUAUUCUGCAACAAACAGAAAACAUGUAGCCUCUCCUUCCUCCCAAGAGGCGAGCUGUUGCUGCCUCGGUGUAAUGAAGGUACCAGCUGUGCUCUGGGUGACUGAGUGCGUGUGUGUGUGUGUGUGUGUGUUUGUGUGGGUGACGUGAUCACUGCGGGCUCUGCAGCUGGAAAAUCAUUAUGAGCUCUCUGUAUAUAAUGGAUGGUGGCUGCCAUACUUAUGAUCAACACAAACGUGGUAGGUGCUUACAUGUAUGGAGACACAAACAAAUGAAUAAUGAAACAUAACAGCUUUAAGAGCUCAUUUUUUACAUACAGUCACACAUGCAGGGAUCGUCUCCGGCACACCUUCCUCCGCAGCAUCGCGGGGAAGAAGGUGGGUGAUAAACGAAGUUGUAUUCAUAUCUGUGUGCGUCACAUCUCAUGAUGUACCCAGAGACUCUAAUCAUCUCAACAGAGCUGCUCUGUGAACUCUCCAAGCUUUUAGCUCCAAGAUGAUGUCUCUCCAUACUUUCAAGGCCACAAAUAGAAUUUGUAGAGCAGCACCUUUGUCUGAGUGUGCGUGAGUAGGAGUAAUUUGCUCUGAGGAGGUCGACUGUAAAGUGUUUCAAAGCUACACUACAGAAGAGAUUUCAACAUCACAUUUUUGCUGAAGGUCUCACAGACUUUUAUAUUAAUUUGAGUGGCUAUCUGCAUAUAAUCCCAGCUUAUUUUUCCCUUGUUAAACCCAGCAAAGGCUAAUUAAUGGCAGACACACUUAAAGCUCUGAAACAGAUAAUAAAGAAAACUGUCUCGAAGCUGUUCACUGACAAGUUCAGCAAGGGAAAGAAUUGAAAAAGGCUCUUUAGUCUAGAAAAGGCAUGUUUUUCUGUCUUAUGGAGUGAUAUCAAGGCCAAUACUGCUAUCAUUUAUGUCUCUCAAAUAUAAAGGCAGCUGACUUAGCUUACUAUCAAGAUUGUUAAUAGGAGGAAAUGAGCCUGAAGCCAAUAGGUAAGCUUAUUUUUGUACGUAUUUUGUAAAUGUGUUGUAUUGGCUCCUUUACUGCUUUACAACUUUUUCCCAACAUAUAGACUGCAGAGACUGCUGCUCUUCACCAACAUAUACAACAUAUGUUAAUGAUUUUACCACAAACUGAUCUAGUCUCAGUGAUGUCCCCCAUUGUUUUCUGGAGAGAGGUCUUGAAUCCCAAACAAUGGUGGUUGUUGUGUUGGAAAUGCUGACUCAAACUCAAUCUUGUUCAAUCAAACAUGCUGCCUGUCAGUCAGCUUUGCCCUUUAUCAUGCAAAUCUACGUAUGACUUGUGGUCUUUACAUCUUCAAAACAUACGAUGUGUAGAAAUUAGGAAAUCAUGGAUAAAGACUAGAAGUUCUGCUGUAAAGACAUUUUAACAUGGAUGUUGAUGAGAGUUCCUUACGUCUGAGGCCAGUCUUACAUAGACACUCAAGAACUUCCCCUCUGGCUUCAUUUUUCAAUUCUGGAGGUUGGCACUUGGAUUUUACCCACCCAACUAAAGAGAAACUUGUAGUUUCACACAGGACUUGAACAGCAGUGUUGUCUCACCCAAUCACUACCCCCCAUCUCUAACCUAUCCUGACUUAAUUACUCUUUUGCAUCACCUUACUUCUGCCUUUCCAACCAUUGAUUUACUGCAGCCACCUGACAUUGCCAACUUAUGUGAAUAUUUUUAACUUAAAUGCACGUUAUAUCCAUGUGGGCACAUUAAGUGGACAAUGAACCUUCAUUCCUGCCCAUCUCUCACCUUCUCUUUUGCUUUUUUCCAUCUCUUCCAGGUUGUGAAAGUUGUAGGAAGUAACAUCUCCCAUAAACUCCGCCUCUCCCGGGUCAAGCCAUCUGAUGAGGGUAUCUACGAAUGCCGCGUCAUUGACUUCAGCGACGACGAAGGUGCCCGCCACCACCGUGUCAGAGCCUACCUGCAGGUGGUGCCAGAGAGCGACAACAUUGACAGCACCCAUAACGACAACUUCGAGGCUUUGGAUGACACCAAGAGAGGAGUGCCAUUCAACGAUGGAGAUGACAUGGAGUCUCCCAGAGGCACCAAAGAGCACGCUCAUGGUCAUCACCAGAACCAUGGGCACCACCAGGAGCACGGCAAGCGGCCUUCAUCUCCCACUCACCAUGGCCACAGCCACAGUGGGAGCAGCCAGCAGCACAAGGCGGGCAGAGAGCUGAGGAAGAGGGAAGUGGACAGUAACCACAGCCUCAAUGACUGCAGCAAUGAGCCCAGCUGUGCACUGUAGAUGUUAGCUUGAAUACACCUGAGCAAUUGGAUAACAUGAGGUGUGUCACAGCAUCAAAAAGCUACUUCUCCCACACAGUGUGAGCCUGUGUACAAUUCAGAAUAUUUAGAAAUGCGCAGUACGGCCUCUGUAACUGUGCUGGAAAUGUAGUUUUUUCUUGCUGUGCAUGGAUCUGGGUUGGACUGCUUACUGUCUAUAAAGCCUGGCUUCACCACAUUCAGCUAAAGGGGGCUGAUGUGUAGAUCUAAGCAGCUUUCCUGUUUCUGUUCUCAGCACCAACAAAAAAGACCCUUGUCUCACUGAUAACUCAUGCUUCUCUUGUACUUUAGAUACUGUAAAUGAUCAACUCUGCUUUCACCUUCAUACUUCUCCCUCUGCCUUACUUUGUCAUUUAAUGCACCCUCAGAAAGAAGACAGUAUUUUACCUUUUAAAGAUGGAUUCAUGCUUAGUAUGAGAAAAUUCUCCCUUUUCCCUGAGAAUUCACUCAAUAUAACUCAACUGUCAGUGAGUUUUUUUUCUGGGUCUCUUGUCUGGUCUGAUUCCUCUGCUUCCUACCCUGAGCACAAGUUACAUCAAAUCAUUUUGAGUUUUGAAGUAAUGGACAUGAAAAUCGUGCAAACACUGCAAUCACCAGUAGGUACCCUUGGAGUUGAGAUGUUGUGCAAAAUGUUCAUAAAAAAAGGGGGAUUUGAUGGUUUGCAUAUCAUUUAGACCCAAAUUUGACUGAAAUUUUGCAACAUGGUAUUGACAUUUCAAUAAAGCUUCUUGAUUAACUCUGCAGACAUUUGGGAACAAAGAGGGUCAGUUUUAAUGAUAUAAUGUGCUGUAUGUGAUGAAAUCCCCAGGUCCUUUGCAGUCUAUGCUCACCUAAUCUCCCAUAGACAGGUGAACCUCCUUUCAGCUUUACUUCUGAGAAAUUUGAGUCAUUUUACUAACCUGCUCUCCUUGUCCCAACUGUUUUGAUGUUUGUUGUCAGCAUCAAAUUAAUAAUGUGCAUAUCUCUUUCAUGAAACAAUUGAAUGUUUUAGAUUCAACAUUUGAUGUUGUCUUCACUCACAUUUUUUAAAAAGUCAAAUUUGGGCUUUAAAUGAUUUGCAGACCAUCAAAUUCUGUCUUUAUCAAUGUUUUUUUCACAGCCUCCCAGCUCUUAUUUAAUUGAGGUUGGAAAAUUCAACAAGUAAUUCACAGUUUAUUGGCAGAGAGACAAAACAAACUUAUUUCAGAACAAAUCUAUCAUUAAUAAAGAAAGCCCAAGUUCAUCUGAGUCGAACUAAAUACAGUGGAAAGACUGAGAUUUAUACCACAAUUGUGCACAGUCAAACAAAGCUCAUCACAGUCUGUGUUUACCUCACAGUGCUUUUGAGCUUUUGAGUUUGCAGCACAACAGAAAAUAUGAUUUUUUUUUCCUUCUUUUUGUGCUGCACGUUCGAUCUGCUCAUGGUUCUUCAGGCUGAGAGAAAUCAAUCAUGUUCCAUUUGGACCGCCACCUGUUUGGAAAGCCAUGAAAACAUCUAAAUCUGUGGCACUAAAUUAAAAAUCUGAUUCGGUGUGCCUCUGAAUCAACUCUGUGGCUGUAAACCAAUGGGAGGAAUCCAUACAUCUUGGUGCGAGUUACUUUUUUGGAGGAGUGGUGCUGUAUUUCUACCCGGCCCAGCUCUCUCACCCUGAUGCUCAUCAGUAAUCUAAAAAGCCUCAAUCCUCUCCACUACAAGCCUCUAAUCCACUCUGUAUAUAUGACUGUAUUAUAUGAAAUAAAGUGAGUGCAUGUUCAGUAAUUUUCUUAAAAACUUUUUCAACCAAUCAUACACAAAGCCAGUGGGUUAGUUAAGGAUAUUUAUGUCAUUUGUUGGUUCCUAAUCAUUUAAAAUUUAAUGUUGGGACUCUUUUUUCCACUUUACUGUCCUGACAGAUAGAGCUUUGGUUUCUCAGAGUUGUUUUCUGUUGCUUUACUGCGCUCCAGAAGUGCUGUACAGACAGAUGAAUGACACAUUCUCUUCAUAGCUGCUCAGAAAAGGGGUUUCCCUAAUGUAUCUUAGUACUUAAACAGUGUUUCUUAAACUACUGGACUGUGUGUGCAGGGCCGCUGACAUGAGUGUCACCAUGUUUUUAAAUAGCCUGAACGUGAGAUGCAGUUCACACAGUUUGGGACUCAGUCUGACAAGGUUUGAAAGGUCAUUUUAAUUCUGCCAGUUUUACAGCCCGUUGAUAAUCUCUUUGCUUCGAUGCUUGUUUGGGGCGCUGGACAGUUUUCUACUCUGCAGUGAUGAAAACGGACAGAGUACAUGUAGGUAACACUGUAUAAAGCCUUGGGCAGUGAGGGCUGGAAGUAAAAGGAAAAUGUUGUUAGUGAAACACUGAAAUUGGCUGUCGUUACUGCCUAAAAUAUGGUCUGUGUCUCAAGGCCAUGAGGGGCUCUGCUUCCUCGCUGUGCGAUCCAUCAGAGGAUACUCCAGCGCUCCUGUGGUUCUUGGCAGUCCCUGUAACUGAAAGGAUGCUGGAGGGGAGGAGGCGAUGAUCAGGGGGAUCUUUUUCUUUUCAAAGACUAACUUUGAUUUAAGGUUUUGUAGAGGAUAAAUCACUGGUUAAAAAUAAAUAAGAGGGAACGUGUAAAUUUCUUCUAGGAUGUUUGGUCUCACUCUAAGUGUAUGACUUUAUCAAAUAAAAUAAAUUGUAUAUGAAACGGAAA
Xyrichtys novacula (pearly razorfish) is the source of this 65308-nucleotide messenger RNA. The record is from the annotation of a GenBank genome assembly. NCBI's taxonomy places the organism in Eukaryota, Metazoa, Chordata, Actinopteri, Labriformes, Labridae.